GUUUGUCUCCUCACGUCAUAUGCGCGACACGGACCGGAUCUCUUGAAUCAAACAUGUCUCUGACAAGCGGCAGCUACAAACCCGUGAGCUAUGUCCUCUUCGACAUGGAUGGACUGUUAUUAGGUCUCGAAACAUAUUUUUUGUCUCUGUUAGUCAUCUAAUGCGAGGCUACUCCAGUGCCAUGGCUGCAGUGAAACAGAAACUCACUCAGCCCGCAAUGUGCAGCCUCACUGCCGAACUCUAUUAGAAAUAUUAGAAGUUCUUGAUUUUUUGUAUAUAACUAAAUGAGCUUAUUAUACAAAACAUUACUUAAGCGGUAUUGGACAUGGAAUAGGCUAAUAUUGAAAUCGGAAUAAAAUUUUAAAAGCCAUCUGCUGUAGGAAUCACAAAUUUUUGACUUUCACGUAUGCUGAACCUGGUUGACGUAUGUGUAUGAACUACCCAAAUGUGUUCAGAAGAAGCGUGUGUCUCAGCUUCACACUUAAAGAAGUUGUGGUUUUUCUGUCAUUUAAAACGUCCUUAUUCAGCUUCAGACACAAGCCGAAUGGAAGAUGUUUGAUAAAUUUACACAUUUAAGUUUGAACACUUAGUGCAUUGAAAUUAUUUGUUCGCUUGUAAUUCUGUUUAGAAAGAAACUAAUAAUUUUAAAGGAAGUUCAACUCUACGCCAAUGAAACAUUUUGCCGUCUUGUCUUAGUGGCACUCCUCAUUGAAAAUCAUGUAAUGUAAUAAUAACUGCAAUUGUGGAAUUUUAAUUUUAUUUGCUUCAGUUAGGCAGCAGCUUUUUAAGUAUAUAUGUUAAAGUUUGAGGUCACAUCCAACUUCUGUAGUCAUGCCCAUGUAUUUUGUGGCAUAAAUAGAUUAUAAUUGGUCUAUCGGCACAUUGAAUUCACUUUCUUUAUUUUAUCCCAUUCCAGACACAGAGCGGCUGUACACCGUGUCCUUCCAGGAAGUCUGUGACCGCUUUGGGAAGCAGUACACCUGGGACGUGAAGUCGACUGUGAUGGGGAAAAAAGCUCUGGAAGCUGCUCAGAUGAUUCGAGACUCUCUGGAGCUUCCCAUGACAGCUGAAGAGCUCCUGACUGAAACCAGACAGAUACAAGAAAAUAUUUUUCCCUCUGCCAAGCUAAUGCCAGGUAAACCUGAUUCUCCAGGCUGGUGUUAUUGAGAACACACAAAUAUUGAACCGGGAAAUGCAGCUGAUUUGUUCUCAGCUGAAGAGAGGACUAUCAUUAGCUCCUGUGUGGGCUGAUGUCCUCUUUAUUCUGAGUGUGGGAGUGCUGCUUCCUCUGUUUGUGUACAUGUGUGCACACACUCGGUGAUAUUAUGAUCUAAUAUUUAGCUUUGAUUGAAUUUAACCUUUAUUUUCUGAUUGUGUAAAUCUUUCCUGCAAAAUUUAAGAACCAAUAUCAGAAACAAGUUGAAUAAUUUGAGUUUGACAGACUUCAGUGCCAUGAAUACAGUUCAUCAUGCUGUCAUUACUCUCUCAUGGUGUCACACAUCAAUAUAAUGAUCAUGCAGCAAUAACUGCGCGUGUUGGUGUUAUAUAAGAAUGGUUGAUGAUUCAGCUGCUGCAGCAGUCUGAUAAUUUAAUUCCAUAACUGAUCCUGAUUUAAACCUUAAAAUGUCAUGUCAUCAUCGAAUUACCAUCAAGAGCAUUAAACCUGUGCUACUGAUGCUAUUUUUAAGCGCAUGUGACGCAUGCUGGUAAAUGACGGCACCUCGAAUUACGCUUUCUGAGUAUAUUUAAUUUGCUUUUGUAAACCAAAGCGGAUGUUGUCGACUGUUUAAGAAGGAAAUCUCUUCAUGCAAUGGCAAAAAGUUUGGGAGAUAUUUAAGAGCAGGUUUUACCCCUCCUAUCAGCCAAGUAACAAUACACAGUUGUGUGAAACAAAAUGUGUUUGUGGUGUGAUUUGAUUAGACAAGAAACUCUCUUUUGGAGCAGUCCUGUACAGCAGCCGUACAAAAGCAAAAAGAUAGAAAUGCAUGAAUAUUUGAAGCUGCAUGGAUGCAAAAUGAAGUAAUUCUACAUUGAAUUAAAAAACACAUUACUUAUAAGUAAUGUAUAAGUAUAAAUAUUAGUUCAAAUGACGCAACCCAGCUAGCAAAAAAACUUCAAAAAUGAUUAACUGGCUAGUAAUUCUGGUGCCAACUAUAAAAGAUGAUGAUUCCCCAUAGACAUAUCAACAGAUGCAGCGCUUUGAACUUCAUGAAUAAAUUACAGGUACUGCACAGCGAAUAUAUGAGUUGCACAUGCUAUUGCCUUGCCAGAAGGUUCCUUGUCCAAAUCCAGACCGGGGCUGGGUGGAUUCUCCCAGUGCGUGUGCAGGUUUUUCUCGUGCAUGCACAAGAAAACCUGCACAUGCAUUUUUAUGUUGUGUCUAUUCAUGUGCAGAUUCUCUCUGUGCAUGUGUGGUUUCUCCUUACACAUGCAUGGGUUGUCCUUGUGUGUGUGCAAGUACAUGUUCCUCCUGCAUGUGUGGAUUCUUUCUAUGCAUGUGCAGGUUCUCCAAGUACAUUUGUGGGUUCUUUCUGUGCAUGUGUGCCAAUCCCUGGAGGCUUUGGCUUCCUAACACAACCACCAAAGACAUGCACAUUUGAUUCGAAGGCUGCUCUGAACUGCUCACAGGUGUAAAUAUCUUUAUGUGUUAAGGUCCUUAUGCAACGGGAGCGACACAAAUAUACGACGCGAAAUCACAAAAUAUUCAGAGGCGAAUUUUGACGCGCCUGACUAUACACAUCAAGCAUGAUGCAAUUUUGCGACUUUCCGGGGAAAAAGACGCAUCCCGGGGAAGACUUUUGCCAGUGAAAGUCCCGCCUCCUUCGCCUCUGAUUGGCUAGUUAAGCUGGAAACGUCAUUACAAGCUGAAGCCAAGCAGUCAGCACUUAUAGCCAAUCAGAGAUGAUAAGAUAAGCACAUGAAACUAUGGUAACAACCGUUAGAAUACGUUAGCACAGAUGAAAGUUAAAACAAAGACGUUUAGCAAACUGUUAAAGCACACAAACCAUCGUCAUAUGAGAAAUGACUCUAUGACGCUAUGACUCUCCACAAGUUGUCCUUCAGGUCGUUAUCUUUGUAAUAUUUGUGUCUUUUAUCAAAAUGCACUCUGUUCUCUGACAUGUAAACAAUCAGCCAGUCGGCCAUGUUGGAUAUACCGGUGAAUCUGACGUAGCAACAACACACAAUCUGAUUGGUCAGAAGUGGACGCACAGUAUGCGAAACUUUAAAAAAUUGAUCGUGAUCCGAAAAAAUAAAUGCUGUAAUAUCGCAGGACGGGAAAGUGUCGCUGAUGUGAAUGCUUGUAUUGACAGGAUACGGGUUCGAAAAAAAGUUGACGUCCGAAAAAAUCACAUGAAAAAAACGGUCCUGGUAUGUAAAGACCUUUAGUCUUAAAAAGUGCAUAUCCGUGUGUUUAAAACAAAAAAGUACAUAUUAGUUAACCGUACACAUGUGGUCCUUUAGGUGUGGAGAAACUGGUGCACCACCUGAAGAAGAACAACGUCCCCAUCGCCGUGGCCACCAGUUCAGCAGGUGUGACGUUUGAGCUGAAGACCAAGAACCACAAAGAUUUCUUUGCUCUAUUCGACCACAUCGUUCUGGGAGACGACCCUGAAGUGAAGAACGCAAAACCUCAGCCGGACUCUUUCCUGGUCUGUGCCAAAAGAUUCAACCCUGCAGCUCCUCCAGAGAAGGUAAGCGCAGAUUAAAGGUGGUGAUGUUGAGAGCAGAUACAGAUUGGGACAUAAGAGGUCAAACCUGAGGUGUAGUUUUUUCAAUGUGGGUUUUUAUAGUGUUUUUUUUUCUAUUCCUCAUCUUGGAUUUGUCUGAAUUGAAGCUCUAGUGGUGAGAUUUCUUCGAUUUGAUAGAUGAUUGGUCAAAUAUUUAAUCACCAGAUAUCACAGUUGUUGUGUUGGUGAGUUCUCGUUCAUAUCUGUUGGUGUACAUCAGCUUUGAUUUCAAGUGUCACUCUUUUUAAAGAAGCAUCAGUCUGACUCAAGCUUUGAAUAAACCCACUGUGAGCUGAGGUGAACUCAGAGCUGUCAAUCAUCUCCACUUCUACCUAAAUCACAGCUACACACUCACCUCACCUCUCCUCUCUUCUCGGUCUGUUUUUAUUAUUCACUCUGUUUAUAAUAUCUUUAUAACAGUAAUCCCCAUGCAGCUCAAAGGACAGGUUCAUAUUCAAACCAUGAUUCUUUAUUUAUCAGACGUGUUUAUCCGGCUCUUCUUCUUAUUAAGCAAACAGGAAAUGGGGUUUGGGGACGUGCUAGUAGGUCACCAAACUCUGAAUGAACUUAGCAGAGUGUGACAAAGCAAAUAAAUAUCAUCUUAUAUAUGAUGCAGAGACGCCGGGUGAAGAAGUGACUGAGGAAAACUUUCAUAUUUGCACAGCUUCUUAAUUCAGACGGCGGCAGACACUCUUCAAAACUACAAGUUUCAGUUCAUGCAAAAGUUGAGGAUAAGCGAGCACGCUCAGUGUCUGUCUCUGUCUGAUGAAAUGAGUUUGUGCUUUUAACUUUUUGUGGAAACUUUCUGAUCACUUUAGAGGUUACAGGUCCCACAGUUUGUUAUAUACCAAACCCGUGUGUGUAACUGCAGAGAAGAGCCUCAACAGUAAACAUUUGAAUUAUUAACAAAACCAAACACGACUUCAUCAGAAUUCAGAACAGCGUUUCUGAUGCAUUUAUGGCCUCUUGUUGUUAUGCAUUGAUCUAACCUUUGUCUGUCAAGUUUAUGAAUUGUCUUUGAGUCUGAGCUUUGGUCCGGGUUUUGGUUUGGUGAUAAUUAAGCCUUAAAUGUUGGUUCACUGGUUUGCAGUAGGAGACAUAUUUGGGGUCAUAUUUAAUCAGCUUCUAGAGGUACAAGCAAGAGAGAAGUUGGUCUUUAAUUCCCUGUUGUUGUUGAAAAUGAAAAAAAAAAGUUUAUGUUGGGCAUGCACAGUGUGGAUUAAGUUUUUUAUGACAGUGUGCUUGACUGUUGUUGAACUUUUACUUAUUUUAUUUGGGUUCUUGAAACGGGAAUUAGCCAGAAGUGAUGUCAGGAGAUCAAAAGAUGGUUCAACUGGAAGGUCUUUUCUUUUCUUAGUCUUCAAAUCCUUAGAAUGUGUCUCUUCUGUGUCCCUCCCUCUUCCACUGAUCAAAUUAUGAGCUGUUGCAUUCUUGUGCAUGAAGUCAGACAAGUUUCUGGAGCAUGCUGGCUUCUUGUAGGGUCGAUGCUUGGUGCAGAUCCUGUUUGUGAUUGUGAUCCACACAGACGGCAUCUAAAGGUGUGCCUAAUGGGAGAAAUAAUUUGAAGAUGAGCAUUUUAAUCCAAAAUACUGAUCUGUACUCAGUAGGGGGGGCAAAUCACCAGUGGCCCCACAACGCAAUAUUAUCUUGAUACUUGGGCUACAAUAUGAUAUUUGAUUUUUAACAUUUUGCAAUACAGUGAGUAUUGCAGUACCAUAUAUUGCAAUUUAUACAAUGUUUUAAACUGUUUAGCUCUAUGUCUUUCCUUUAUGUUUGUGUUAUUUACACAGUGUUUUAUUUUCAAGUAGUAGGGCCCGACCGAUUGAUCAGCGAGCCGAUAAAAUCGGCCAAUUUUAGCCUGUUUGAGACUAAUUGGUAAUUGGCCAAAACUCGCCGAUUUUCACCAAUAUUUUCAGAAAUAAAAUGCGGAGAAAAAGAUUCGGUUUCACUUCGAAAAUGUUCCGCCAUUUAAAAAGUUCCCCGACUUAUCCUGUAGAUGGCGCAGCGACCUCAUGACAAUCUUCAUCCACUAACUACCUCACAGCACAGUGACGGAUCUGAAGCAGGCAGCUCAGGGACGCAAGGAGGAGAGUGGUCCACCUCAACGGUAAAUAAACCAGUUUGUGAAAUACACAGUAAGAUUCAGUUCAACCCACUUCACCAUGUUCCCCACUGUGCUGGUCUCGGUCACGCUGAGUUAACGGUGAAGCACCAUGUGAUAUGCAAGCUAAAGUUAGAGUUAGCCACCUGCUAUUAGCCUUCCUACGCUGUUAGCCGUGCCAGUAACGGUAGAAUAAACAACAGUACACAUUACGUGAUCGAGCUGAGACCGGACCGGAAUUGAGUAACGUGAGUUAAGACGUGGAGGCAGUGAUUGGCGGAGGGGGCUAGUAGAAAACUUUUCUGGUCUGAGCUCAAUCAGUCAGUCUUCCUGUCGGCGUGAAGAGUAGUAGCCUACAGUAUAUAUAAAUUUUUUGUAACUUCAUAAAAAAUUUUAAACAUCGGCUGAUCAAUCGGUAAUUAGAUAUUUUUCCCCCUUAUAAUCGGUAUCGUCAUCGGCCUCAACAAAUCUAUAUUGGUCGGGCCCUAUCAAGUAGCACAUCUUGCAAACCUUACAGAUAUAUAUAUUUAUUGUACUAACUUUCUCCUGGUUUAUGAUUUUGCCUCUGCCAACCUCACUGAACAAACAGUCGAUUUUAUUUUUCCAUUAUCAUUGAUUUGACCUCAAUAGCAAUUAAUUUGAAAAAAUUGAUUCUUGGUAAAUGAGACAAUACGAUAUAAAAUAUCGCGAUACGAUGCUGUAUCGAUUUUUUUCUCCCACCCCUACCAGUCUUUAUAAAACUAUUCCACGAUUAAUCACAUAGUUCAUUUCCCUUCAGCUGGAUGCCCUGCUCUCUCUGCAGAGUCACUGCAGACUCAUAACAUGCUAAUCUGACUUGGAAAAGUUUGCACUUGACUUCAAAUUUUUAUUGGUUUGUUUUUCUUGUCAAGCACUUUUUUUCAUUUCAGACAUUUCAGAUGGAAAACAAACACAGUGCAGUCAGGCCCAGAUAGAAAGAAUGAAUGUUUCAAAUCAGAUAACAGCGGCAGAAACUUUUCUAUUUUUCAUCAAGAAAAGGUGUUCAAGUAUAUGAAACCAAAGACUGAUGUUUUUUUUUUUUUUGGGAUGUCUGAAUUGAGGGUCCCGUUGGCUUCUUCAGGCUUUGACCUCCAGUUUGCAGCCUAGAAUGAAGUGGCUGUGAUGAAGAUCUGAGGCUGUAAAUCGUUGCCUGUAACAAAGAGUUGCUGCCUCCAGGUGGGGAGUAAAUCUCUGCCAUCAAAGAGCAAGCCCGGGUGUCUCUGGGCCUCGCUCAUGUGCGAGGGUAAAACUGAUUGUUAGGUUAAAAGGUGAUUUGGUGUGGCAUCAAGAGUAACAGGGGACUGUUAAAGUGAAGAGGAAGCUGAGGCUGAGGGCGGAGCUUUGAUUUAUGUCGAUCCACAUCCCAUCUUCAGCUGUGAUCAUGAGUCUGGAAACAGAAUGAGUGAUCCAGGAUUCAAGUAGCCAACAUCUGCAGAACUCCACAUUGAAAAGACUCAGAUGUGGUUGAAAAGGAAUCUGGUGCCACCUAGGCGCCUCCUUUUGGAGGUUUUGUAGGGAUUUUCAACCAUGAUGAGGCCCUUGGAUUGACCCUUACCCUUUUGGAGGGAUUGACUUGUUUGACCUGCCGCCCUUUCUAAUCCAUAAAUGAAAGCGUCACAACAUCAGGCACUUUAGAAAUCACAAAGAAAAACACAAAGCUGUGCAGACUGAGGAGAAAAAAGCUCCACGGCAUGUGCAGGAAAUUACAUAAUGGAGUGUUGUUAGUGUCUUCAAAAGUGUGACUACUGUUUGUCUCAGUGGGUUUUUUGCACAUCAGGUACAUUUCAGAGACUGAUCCUGUUUUCUCUGCGAGCUGGGAGCUUUUUGAUGUCACUUUUCAGAGGCGUCUGCAUGUCAGCAGCAUGUCAAACACUAUGUUUUCUCUCCGCUGCUAUUUAGCCUCUUGUGCGUCAGCAGAUUGCUUUUCAUUUACGGCUAACAUGUUGGCUUCGCCGUCACGCAGGCAGGUCCUGAUGUCAGCCGCUCUCUCACACUCCCACACUCCCACUGCCGCCGCGCUUUGAUCAGAAGUGGAGAGCUUUCAGAGUUCACGGGCUGUGUAAGAGAUAUUUACAGACACUCUGGAAGUCUUUCGCAGAGUUGAGUCAGUCUAAAAUAGCUGCCAAAAAUCUCUGUAAAGACACCAAAUGACAGUGUGAGUGCUGACCUACUUUCACUGAAACACUCGCUCUGAAGACCACACGCUAAGGAAAUGGUGGAAUUAUGCUGAUUUGAACAAAUUCACUGUGAAUCAUUGAUCAGUACGAGAUGUGCUUGCUGAAUAAGUGAUUCAGUGACGUGCUUAGCUUAGCUUUUAGAAUAUGAUUCUAUAAAAAUCAUAUAAACCCUCCAAGAUGUGCUGUUUUUAAACUAUUAUACGGCCUUUAUUACCGUGGAGAGUUUUCUAACAUGCUCCGACAUGAUCGUGCCAUAAAAUUACAGGCGGUUUAGUUUUAUUAAGCAAGAUUCCCGAGGUUCCUUUCCAUAAUUCAUGGUGCCAUGUGACGCCUACACAGAAGGAAUCACAGUUAAAUCAUUAACAGUGUUGGUCCAUAUUGACAUGAUGGCAUCACACAGUUGCCGCAGAUUUGUCGGCUGCACAUCCAUGAUGCGAAUCUCCCGUUCCACCACAUCCCAAAGAUGCUCUAUUGGAUUGAGAUCUGGUGACUGUGGAGGCCAUUUGAGUACAGUGAACUCAUUGUCAUGUUCAAGAAACCAGUCUGAGAUGAUUCCAGCUUUAUGACAUGGCGCAUUAUCCUGCUGAAAGUAGCCAUCAGAAGUUGGGUACAUUGUGGUCAUAAAGGGAUGGACAUGGUCAGCAACAAUACUCAGGUAGGCUGUGGCGUUGCAACGAUGCUCAAUUGGUACCAAGGGGCCCAAAGAGUGCCAAGAAAAUAUUCCCCACACCAUGACACCACCACCACCAGCCUGAACCGUUGAUACAAGGCAGGAUGGAUCCAUGCUUUCAUGUUGUUGACCCCAAAUUCUGACCCUACCAUCCGAAUGUCGCAGCAGAAAUCGAGACUCAUCAGACCAGGCAACGUUUUUCCAAUCUUCUAUUGUCCAAUUUCGAUGAGCUUGUGCAAAUUGUAGCCUCAGUUUCCUGUUCUUAGCUGAAAGGAGUGGCACCCGGCGUGGUCUUCUGCUGCUGUAGCCCAUCUGCCUCAAAGUUCGACGUACUGUGCGUUCAGAGAUGCUCUUCUGCCUACCUUGGUUGUAACGGGUGGUUAUUUGAGUCACUGUUGCCUUUCUAUCAGCUCGAACCAGUCUGGCCAUUCUCCUCUGACCUCUGGCAUCAACAAGGCAUUUCCGCCCACAGAACUGCCGCUCACUGGAUAUUUUUUCUUUUUCGGACCAUUCUCUGUAAACCCUAGAGAUGGUUGUGUGUGAAAAUCCCAGUAGAUCAGCAGUUUCUGAAAUACUCAGACCAGCCCUUCUGGCACCAACAACCAUGCCACGUUCAAAGUCACUCAAAUCACCUUUCUUCCCCAUACUGAUGCUCGGUUUGAACUGCAGGAGCUUGUCUUGACCAUGUCUACAUGCCUAAAUGCACUAAGUUGCCGCCAUGUGAUUGGCUGAUUAGAAAUUAAGUGUUAACGAGCAGUUGGACAGGUGUACCUAAUAAAGUGGCCGGUGAGUGUAGAUUCCUAAUAGAGUGGUGCAGUGUUGAUAAACUGUGGGAAACACCUGCACACAAGCUAGGCUACAGUUUCCUGCAGUUUCCUGACUCUACUGUGGAAUGGUGUUCUUUUUUAGAAACUCUGACACAGCUCGUAUUCUGGUUCAAGUGCACACUCAACUGGGAAAUCUUUAGCACUAAGGGUAAGAAUCACCAGUGGCCCAGCAAUACGAUAUUAUUACAAUGCUUGGGCUACAAUAGGAUAUUAUCACAAUUCUUGGGCCACGAUAUGAUAUUAUCACGAUACUUGGGCCACAAUACGAUAUUAUCAUGAUACUUGGGCCAUGAUACAAAAUUAUCACAAUACUUGAGCCACAAUACGAUAUUAUCACAAUACUUGGGCCAUGAUAUGAUGUUAUCACGAUACUUGGGCCACAAUACGAUAUUAUCAUGAUACUUGGGCCAUGAUACAAAAUUAUCACAAUACUUGAGCCACAAUACGAUAUUAUCACAAUACUUGGGCCAUGAUAUGAUGUUAUCACAAUACUUGGGCCACAAUACGAUAUUAUCAAAAUACUUGGGCCACAAUACGAUAUUAUCACGAUACUUGGGCCGUGAUAUAAUAUUAUCACAAUACUUGGGCCACAUUACGAUAUUAUCAUGAUACUUGGGCCAUGAUACAAAAUUAUCACAAUACUUGAGCCACAAUACGAUAUUAUCACAAUACUUGGGCCAUGAUAUGAUGUUAUCACAAUACUUGGGCCACAAUACGAUAUCAAAAUACUUGGGCCACAAUACGAUAUUAUCACGAUACUUGGGCCGUGAUAUAAUAUUAUCACAAUACUUGGGCCACAAUACGAUAUUAUCACAAUACUUGGGCCAUGAUAUGAUAUUAUCACAAUACUUUGGCCACUAUACAAUAUAAUCACAAUACUUGGGCCAUGAUACAAUAUUAUCACAAUACUUGCGCCACAAUACAAUAUUAUCACAAUACUUGUGCCACAAUUGAUAGUAUCACAAUACUUGCGCCACAAUCAAUUUUAUCACGAUACUUGGGCCACAAUACGAUAUUAUCAUAAUACUUGGGCCAUGAUACAAUAUUAUUGCGAUUUUUAACAUUUUGCAAUACAGUGAGUAUUGUGAUACCAUAAAUGGCAAUUUAUACAAUUUUUUUCAACUUUUUAGCUUAUUUAGCAUUUGUCUUUCGUUAAUGUUUUUCUUAUGUACACAGUUUUUAAUUUUCAUGGAGCACUUCUUGCAAACCUUAUAAGUCAGAUCCAUCUCAUUUGUGCCCUGCAUUCCCAAUCUUUUCCCCUUGGUGGCGCCAUAUUUGUUGCACUAACUUUCUCCUGCUCUAUGAUGCCAUCUCUGCCAACCUUACUGGACAAACAGUUGAUUUUAUUUUUCCAUAAUCAUAGAUUUGACUUCAUAUUAACUAUAAAUUUGAAAAAAUCCAUACUUAGUAAAUGAAACGUUAAGAUGUAUCACCAGACAAAACAUCCCAAUACUAUGCUGUAUCGAUUUUUUCUCCCACCUCUAUUUUGCACUUGACUUUGCCAUCAGACAGUCCAUUUGUUCUCGCACUUUUUGCUGUUAUCACAGAUGUGCGUCCUUCUGCACGCAGAGCUCACUAUUUGCACUAUUGCAUCCAGAUUUAUUUGCACUUAAAGUCGCGACAGCUUUUUAAUAAGUGCCAUCUGUGAAGAGAUUUCUCUGUCUUUGCUGGCUGCAUGAUUUAGACACAAUCAAACUCACUGACUCACAACUUGACACAACCAUACAGUGUUAGCUAGCAGUUAUUAAGGACAGCGUGAUUCUGUGGUUGAGCACUACGGCAGAAAAGUGUAGGGUUUUGAUCUGAAAGAAACUUAAAUAACUCUGUUUGAGUUCAGGCAUUUGGCAUAUUUUAAGGUGGAAGAAGUUCCCUAAUAUUAGCUCUAUGUCAAAUACACUUUUGUUUGUGUUUUUUUUUAAUAACAGAGGCUUUUUUCCAAAUCCUGAAGAUUGCAAACCUGCAGCAUUUUGAAAAGUGACUCCUGUAUUUUCUAUGCUGGUAUAAACACAACAAACAGGCCUGCUGAUAACUGUCUUCUAUGGUGACUUAAAUCCAGAUAUUUACUGCUAUUAAACGUUAAUGUAAACUACAAUAAAGUGAAACAGCCCGAGGAUAUAACCACAGAGAGAAACCAGGAGGAUCAUCAUCAGCUUUCUUAUGAGUCUCUCAAGCGGCUGUGAAUGUGUUUCUAGUGAUUAUAAAUGCACCGCUGGACGCUUUUUAUUCCGUUGACCUGAAGCUGAACUCUGACGGGUUUAUUCAGACGUUGUUCAGCCAUUCAACGAGCUGAGGAACUGGACCACACACUAUUCAUGUCCUUUUCUAAGCAUUGCCUUCAACUAGCACAUCCUCUUUAUUCAGUUUUGUUCAUGACGGCCGAGCACAAAGAUUGAACUGGCAAUGUGCCCCUGCAACAUGAACCUUGUGAAAAAUUAAUUGAAUUUUCAAAAGUGAAGAAACAUUACUCCCAUAGGCCGCCCACGCUCACAUUACUCACUGCAUUUAAUGUGAAUGCAAACAAGCCUGGAGUAGAUUACCUUAAGGUUUACAUGAUAUACGUUUUAUUAUUUGAAAAGAUGUGCAGGCUUGUGAACUCCUGAAGUCUUCACAGGGGAACAAAUGAUGCCUGAAUACAGAACUAACAAGGUUAGAGUGUGAAGGUAUGUAAAUAUGAAACAGGAAACAUAAAAACAGGAUCAAAACCAUCUGUAUGUCUGUAGCAUUGAAUCAUCUCAGUAUAUUCAACAGUUAAAAGGUCCCAUAUGACACUCCUUUUCAGCAUGUUUACAUAGGUCUCAGAGGUCCCAGAAAAGUCAAUUUGAAGUUUGUUGUCUAAAAACAGUUUUUUUUCUGGACUUCAGCCUGGAAACUCUCUAGUAAGCUUUACUGAGAACACGCUGUUUCUAUGUGCUGCGCCAGUACACACCUCCUUCAGCGCAAGCCACGCCCCUCCAUGUCUCUCUGGAAGAAGGGGGUGUGGCUUGCGCUACGGUACCAUACGCUAAUGUUUACACAGAGUGCCGGGUAUGGCGCAAAAGCGCUGUGGUCCAGUCAUACCAGCUUGAUCCAGAGUCUGACCCAGAAGGAGAGGCUCAUGAAGAAAUUCUAACCCUGUGGCUGCAGCAGGAUGUUUCUGAAUGGUUAAGGUCCUUUCAAACCGGGAACGACGCAAAUAUACGACAUGAAAUUACGAAAUAUUCAGAGGCGAAUUUUGACGCGCCUGACUAUACACAUCAAGCGUGAUGAGAUUUUGUGACUUUCCAGGGGAAAAAAAGACGCGUCCCGGGUGUGAGCGAGAAGACUGACACAACAGCAGACCGACUGUUUUUCAGUUCUGAUUAGACUCUAGUGUUGAGAUGUCUGUCUGUCAUGAUAGCAUGUACUGAGUCAGGGCCAGUACCAGAUAAGCACAUUAAACUAUAAUCCAUAAAUGUAAAGUAACAACCAAGACCUAAUGGUGCUGUGACAGAAGCGUGAUUGAGUUUGAGACAGUGAAAAUACAUAUGGUAUGUUGUAUCUGAACAGGUUAGCCUACGAGCUAAAGUUACUUAGCACAGAUGAAAGUUAAAACAAAGACGUUUAGCAAACUGUUAAAGCACACAAACCAUCGUCAUAUGAGAAAUCUGACGCUAUGACUCUCCACAAGUUGUCCCUCAGGUCGUUAUCUUUGUAAUGUUUGUGUUUUGCUAUCAAAAAGCGCUCUGUUCUCUGACAUGUAAACAAUCAGCCGGUCGGCCAUGUUGGAUAUACCAGUGAAUCAGACGUCGCAACAACACGAAAUCUGAUUGGUCAGAAGUGGACACACAGUAUGCGAAACUUUGGAAAAAUCGACCGUGAUAUGAAAAAAUAAAUGCCGCAAUAUCGCAGGGUGGAUUGUUUUGAUGGGAUACAGGUUCGAAAAAAAUACUGAUGUCCAAAAAAUCGCACAAAAAAAACGCUCCUGGUGUGUAAGGACCUUUAGUUACAUAUACUAUGUGUCUCGAUAUUUUUCUUUUUACUUUGUUCAGGUGUUGGUACACAGUGACUUACAUGUAGCUAGGUAACAUCCCCUCUUCUUUUGGUGAAUGCGCAGUAUAGUAAGUGUAGUUAUUUCUUGAGACUAUGUUUUUGCAGUCUACGAAAAAAGGUUUGCCGUCAGAGGACUGCUACUAGCCUCAACUACUAGCCUAUGCUCAGUUAAACUGCUACAAGCUUGUAAUGUCGAGACUGUGAUCGAUGCUGACCAAGCAGAAUUAAGAAAUCUUACUUUUAUAAAGUUUUGGGAUGUUUUAAGCAGAGAUGUUUAGAAUAGCAGAAAAUUUGGAACAUUUUCAGGGGGCAGAACAAACAUCUUGGGCAGGGUCACCAACCUGGUGGGGUGAAGUUAUUGUCGUCCAUGACGUCAUGGAAGGUGAUAGUUUCAAUCUGCCCGUUUGAAUGGACAUUUUCUGGAAGGUGGAACAAGCAAGAGAGGGAGAGGAUCGAAUUUUCUCAUUUUGGGGGGGUUUGUAGACAGGCUGGGGACGCAUAUUUUUGUUAGAAAACCAUUCCAAAGUAAAUUAUGCAUAAUAUAGGACCUUUAAAGGCAAAACCCUGAAGUCCUGAACCCUGAAUUUGCUUCAUGUGUUUUAGGGUUUGAAAUUAGCUCCAGUGCAUAUCUUUAACCUGCAGCCUUGAAACAGGUUGUAAUGGCAGCAGCUUUACCCUCCAGGGCAAAUCCAAGUGAGCCAGACUACGGUCACAUUUUAGACUUAGGUUGCUACCUUAACUCUACCCAUCAGUCUACCACCAUCAAGUUUUGCGCUCUGAUGAAUAAAGCUAAGAAUCAUUUAAACCCUCAAAAUAACAACAAUACAAACCAAGACUGUGAUCUAAGAGGAGAGACCAGCAACAAAAGGAUGAGUCUGGUGGCCCAAAAAAACAAAACGUCUGACUGUUUGUGCAAAACUGAGCAGCUUCUAUGACGAACCAUAUGACUCUGGUAAAAUCAGACACAGCAUGAAAAAGGAGGAGCCAGGGCGGAGGCGGGUUGCAAAGCAGCUUCAGAGGAAACAGGAAAAGAAUUUAAGAAGAUUUAAACUCUUGUAGUUUGAGGGUUACAUCCAUUUUAAGCGUCUGAGUCAUGACAUAGCUGUAAACUUUCUUAGAUUUGCAGACGGUGAACGAGUCUGUGAAAGUAAACGCCCUUAUUAUGCAGAUGCCUGUAAAACUUUUGAAUACUAAAUCUGCAAACAGUAUGUAUUCUGAUUUUUUUUCGUCUUGAAGAAUUUAUUGUACUUUCUAAAACUUUUCUUUAAAAAGCACCUUUCCACCUUCAGGCUCAGACAGGGAGGCUGAAACAUUGAAAUGGUGUUUCUACAAAGAUAGACUCACCAUGUCCAACACCCUCAGUAUCUCAGGUCAAAUCUCACCUCCUCUCGGCUCUCUGCCGCUGCAGAGUGUUUUGACCUCUGCUGCUAGGAAAAGUACAAUGCUUCCCCAGAGUCCUCACCUCUGCUUCCUUUAUGGAGGCUGUCAGUCUGUGCAGGGUGGAGGGGGUGGGCUGUAGUUUUAAGUCUGGUUUUCUAUUCACAGCAGGUUAGCUCAGUACCAAUGCUGUGUGCAUAGAAGAAGACCUUAAAUCCAUAGAUGCAAUGCAUAUAACCAACCCAGGAGCUCAUUAGUUUGUUGUAGGUGGAGGCUGCAUAUUUUACAGCACAACUUGUAGUUGCAGCUACAAAGUUUAAGAGUCGUGUUUAGUAGUUGUCCUACUGCAGUAGCAGUGAGUUUUAUUCAAAUUGGUUAUUUCUGUGUGUUUUAGUACUAGGGCCCGACUACUAGGGGGGAAAAAAUCUGAUUACAGGAUAAGUUGGGGAACUUUUCAGAUGGCAGACCGGUUUGGAAGUAAAACAAAAUCUUAUUCUCCGCAUUUUAUUCCUGAAAAUAUCGGCGAAAGUUUUGGCCAAUUACCGAUUUAGUCUCAAACGGGCUAAAAUUGGCCGAUUUAAUCGGCUCGCCAAUAAAUCGGUGGGGCCCUAUUUAGUACCAGACUGUAAUGUCAUCCAUUUGUUUUUCUUUACCACAGUUUUGAAGUUCAGGUUUGAGUCAAGGGACCAGGAUUUACAAUCCCAGUUCUUCAGAAACUUGCAUUUUAAUUCAAAGGUUGCGGAGGCGUAUUGCAUUCACCAAAAAAAACUUUUCUUCAGGACAGUUUAUUUUAAUGUUUUUCAGACAAUUUUUCUUUUCUUUUCUGUUUUUUUGGAAUAUUUUCCCCCACUCUUCAGACUAAUUUUUCUGUUUUUCAGAGUACUUUUUUUGUUUUGUUUUUCAGACUAAUUGUUUUUCCUUUUCUCUGGGAACAUGAUCAUUUAAAAACAGACGUUUCACACCCUCUGCUUGAUAGAAUAGUCCGAAAAACAGAAAGACAAAAAAAAAAAAAAAUAGUAUGAAAAACAGAAUAAAAUUUUGUCUGGGAAACAGAAAGAGGGGAAAAAUAUUAGUACAAAAAACAGAAGAAAAAAAAUAGUCAUAAAAACAGAAAGAAAAAAAUAAUUAGUCUGAUAAAAUGAAGAAAAAAAAGAGUUACCUUUUUUUUGUAAGUGAAUGCUAUACACUUCUGUAUAUCAAAUAUUAAAAUAAAAAUUAAAAAAGAAAAGAUUAUUGUUUUAUUAACAAUAUCUGCUCAUUUUGGGGGGCACAGUGGUGUAGUGGUUCGCACUGUCACCUCACAGCAAGAAGGUCCUGGGUUUGAAUUUGGGUCAGGGCGUCACUUUCAAAUUGCCUGAAGGUGUGAAUAUGAGUGUGGGUGGUUGUUUGUUUCUAUAUGUCAGCCUUGCGAUGACUUGGCGACUUGUCCAGGGUGUCCCCUGCCUUCGCCCCAAGAUGCUUGAAUAGGCUCCGGCCCCCCAAGACCCCCUAAAGGGAUAAGCGGUAGAAAAUGGAUGGAUGGGUAUCUGCUCAUUUUAAUUAAACAUCAGCAACAUGUUUCAAAAAUCUUUUCAGGAAAAAAACAAACAGGUAAAAAGUUGUUAUCGGGGAACAGGGAUUACACCGGCACGGCUCUGUUGUAGAAGGGUCCUGCUGCUAAACAGGCCUGCCUGCAAGAAUUUGGUUAACCUUGCUCUGUCCUCACUUAUUUAUUUUAUUUAUUUAAUUUUUUUAACCCUAUGCUGUCUCAAAGUUAAAAUAAACAUCCUAACUCUAGUAGUAUUGGAACUGUUUUGAAACUCAAGCUUGAGACUAAACUCGUGUUCACUGAGGGGGUAAAUUUAACCAAGAAGCGAGACUAUUUUCUCCUCCUUUUUUACACAGUCAUACCUCUUCAACAAACUCUUUGACAACCUUUUAUUGCUUCAAUCUAAUGGAAGGUGCAAAGAUUUGAGAAAAAAAUCAAAGUUUUGACUUUUUAUUAUCAGGGUCAGCUCGUCUACCUCCCCCUAAAAACUUACAGCUCCGUCAUUUAUUCAUCAUUCAGCUGCUUCAGUGCUGUGAUAAUCUGUAACCUUAAUAAAAAUGAUAGGCAUCAUAUAACCCGUCCCUGCAUUUGCAGAUGGCUCCUGGAUAAUAUAAAAACUGAGGUGCACUCAAAAAGAGAUGGCUGAAAAAGUCAGCUAUGAUUGCAUCUUCCUCACACUGCAUUUGGAUAUUUGCAGCCUAAUUUAACAGGCAAAUCUGAGGCAUCCAAUAGAUAUAUUCUCGCUAACUCCUCUGCUCUGGCUUAAAAGGCUUUUUGCUGCAAAUAGGUCUGCCUGUGGCACCGUGCACCUGAUUUUUUAAUCUGGAGCCAGCCACGGUUCGAGCUGGCAUUUUUCUUGAUGAGAUAUGAAACUGAGGCUCAGAGGGGGAAUCGACAGAGUGUUCAGUAGAAUAACGAAUGAUGAUGCGUCACUCCCCGGCUCCCACUCCGUGACAGAGGGGGAGGAGGAGGAGGGGAGAAGGGUGUGAGGAGGAGAGCAGACAGAGGCAGAGCUUGAGGGAGGAGAAGGAGGAGGGUGGAGAGGAUGAGGUAAACAGAAGCAGCAGCUCUAUGGUAAUGACAUACAUCCAAAUGUCAGCUCUUCCUGCCCUGAUUUACACUCUGAUGCAAACAAAACAAGUUUUUUAAGUCUCUGAGGGAGAGGAGGAACAGGCAGAUGCAUUUGUUUCACACACACGGACUGAUAACUAAAAGUUUUCCUGUUAAAUUCACAGAUGAGCCAUUAAAUUAAGAAAUGUUAAAAUGUUAGGAUUAGCAGCUGCGCUUUAGUCUCAGGAUUUGCACAAACUUUGAGGCUGUUGUUUCAUCUUCAGUGUGUCUGUUUGGGGUGUAAAGUUGAAGAGGAUUGCAGUAAAAUGAAGCAAAAGAUCAUAAAAGGUUGAAAUUUGGCAUGAAAUCUGAUUUUUCAAUAUGUGGAAGUUAUUGUGCACCUUUAAAAUGAAACUUUUUAAAAUGAUGCUCAUUCUCCCUGUGCAGAAUUAGGCAGCGCUGGUCUGGUGUUGUUGGCUGAUUUUGACCCUCAGGGUUGCAUUCAUGCCAAGUUUGAUGUCCAAGUUUGGAGCUGAUGUUUUUUUUUACUCUUCCAUUAAAGAGAUAAAAUUAAAGUCAGAGAAGGAAAACUAGGGGUGGGAAUUGAUAUGAUUUUAUUGAUAUAAUGCUUAUCAAUUCAAUUCUUUAACGAUUCCCUUAUCAAUGCCUUUCUCUGAUAGGUUUUCAAUGUUAACUCAAAAUAUUAUUGAGUCUUUGAUAAAAGAAAAAGAUGUAUGCCACCUUCAUUAAGUCUAAAAAUAAUUAAACGUCAAACUAUUCAUACAACAUGUACUUGGUCGGUAUUAAGUCAAAUAAGGGUGACCAUACUCUGGAUCUCCAAAAAGAGGACAUGGCUACAUGGGCUGAAGUUGCGUGCAAAAUGUUGAGGGUUUUUCUGGUCAGGUUGAGUAUUUUUUACGCUCAUCUGACACAGUUAGUCCACGCUACACAAACUCAAAACUUCCAUUCAAGACUUGUUGCCGUCUUUCUUAGUAAAAUGACACCACGCUUUAAAUCGUUUCUGCCUACUUUUCGUACCAUCCGCCAUGUUGUUUCCUCAAAGUCUCUGUUCUCCUUAGACUGCCUCUCACAAGAACGUUUUCAUAAACACCUAGAAGACAGGAAUCGUUAAGGGAAUCAUUAAAAUGAAAUGUAAACGAUGUCGAUGGAUUGAACCAUUUGGAACCGGUUCUCAACAAGAACCGGUUCUUGAGUCCCAUGUUUAACGAAAACAGCAGAAAUCACUCAUGCCAGUUCACAAGAAUGAGCAUCAUGAUCAUCCAACAAUGACCAGAUAGACAUUUCUAAAACUACUGCUGGUUGGGGACCAAUAGGAAAUAUCAAUGGUUGUUUUGGAAUUUAUUUCUACAUUUUUCAAAGUUAUGCUCCUUAAAAAUUUAGCAAAGAAAUAACAAAAAAAAAAAAAAACAUAAAAAAAAACAGUUAUUUUCAGUUUGGCUGGAGCAUCAAAAAGUUCUGCUUCUUUUUGCCACUUUGGCUCCAAGUCUAAACUUUUUUAUUUCUAUUAUUGCAAUAAAAUUUUAUUUCAGCUACUUUAUACUUUGUUGUCACCAAAACUUUUUUUCUGAACUUUGACUCACACCAACACAGAUAUGUCAACAUCUGUAACAAGCAAAACUCCAUCACAAUCUCAACUAUCAAGAGUCGGUUUGGAGAGAGAGUCUUGAUAGGAUGGGAACUUUGCAACUUUGAUUUGCAGCAUGAGUCUAAAAUAACGAUUAUGAAGAUAUUUGGUAUUUAAUUAGAUUUUUUAUUAAUGUAAAGUUAUCUCAGGCUGUGUGUUUUCUUACAAACACACUUGUUAAAAUUAUUCAGCUGGAAAAAGUUUGGCUUGCACUGUCAAACUGACAGAGUAGUUAAAGAUUCUUUGUUGCAGAUUUGUCGAACAAAAUAUAAUAUUUACACCCUCCAAAUUCCCAAUAGCUUCCCCAGAGUACUCACACCUGUCACAGUGAGGCAUAGGAUGAAACGUCUGCUCACUGCGGGAGAAUCCCAGAAAAAUUCAGCCCUUCAUAAACCGAGCUUAAUUAAGGGAAUACAUUUGAAUAGAGCUGCUUCUGAUUUGAUGCACAUGAGGUGCAAUCUAAUACUGACCUGGUAAGAUUGAGGAUUGGCCCAGCUCCAUGAAGGACAUGAUACUAGUUUACAGAACCCAAAAAUCAAUGCGUUUAAGCUGAUAAAUCACAUAAAUUGGCUGAUAAAGUUUUAGAGUAAGUUGUAGAGUUUUAGAGUAAAUUGGAAUGUUGUUCCUGAUAAAACUGUCAGCUGUGAAAAGGUUCAAGUUUUGGCUAUUUUUACCAAAAGACGAAGAGGAAGUCAAAUGCAUUCCAUGCGGCAAAAUUAUUCCUUUAAACAAGGGAACAAUCAUAGACUCUAGAUAGAAUGGACAGUGUCUGCCUCCUUGCUGGGUGAAGCCACAGUGAGAACAGCACCCUCUGGUGACAGGCUGCAGAAUAGGUCAUAAAUCCCCCCUGGUUGCGAUGUUGACAUGUAGUUUUUGUAAGACUGGUUUGUGCUCAAGUCCUCUUUUUUCUGUACAGCUGUAUUUUAAAAAGUUAUCAGGGGGUUCAUGUUUUCUAUGAUUGACACUUGAUACAGCCUAUGGGCGUAUGAAGAUUGCGUUGCUCACCCGGGAGAUACGCUCUUUGAGCCGAGUGUCAUCACAGCGACUCUCCCGCCGAAUACGUACAGUGCUACUGCGCUUUGCAAUGCGACUGAGAAAAUCCCGGAAAUACCAAGAGCAAUUUGGCUACAAAUCCGUAUAAUGACAGAAGGCGGAGCCAAGUUGUUCAUAGUAUAUACAGCCUAUAAGAACAACCAUGAUUAUUGAGCGUAUCAGCAUUGUGCAACUUCAACAAACUUAGGCUAUGUUCACACUGCAGAUUAAUGGCGAUUUUUUAACCAUAUGUGACACAAAUCCCAAUUUUUGCGAGACAGCCUUUCUGAGCAAAGUAGUCAUGAGUUCUGAAACCUGCAGGUUAAAAGCUGUUUAGCUAAUUAAACGAGGUGGCAUUGUGAUGCAAGGUCAGUAAAGCAACUAAUGGGAAAAAUGCGAAGAAAACGUCACCCUGAAAUAUUCAAUUCUAACCCCAUUAAAAAGAAGUUUCAGUUUUUCAGUAGAUAAUUUUUGAAGAGAAAAGAGUAUUUUGCCAACUGUAUUAAAUAAAUGGUACACCGGUUCUGUCAGAAAUGUCUUUCUUCUAAAAGAUUGCUGAAGACUCAGCAGACGUGAUUCUGCAAAUUGAGUGAAAACAUUUAGAUAAAUCCUUCUAAAGUCAUUUAGCACCAGUCCAUGGUUUAUUGUUUUACUAGUUGACUCAUACUGCUGCAGGAUGAUUUAGUUUAAAGGACAUUUUAGUCUCUUUUGAGUACGACAUUAACAGUUUCACCAAGGCUUAUUGUUAAUAUUGUGAAGGGCCAAUGUGCCAGCCAUCAUUAAAAAGAAAGAUAAAGACAGCAAAGGUGAAUUGAGAAAGAGAGAAAGCAGUUUUUUUUUAAUGAAAAUUUAAUUAAAUGAGAAUUUUUCUGGGUAAAUUAUUCCUCUUGUGUUGACUGGCUCCUGACAGACGAGCGUUGGGGGCUUUUAGCACACGACUGCUGCAGUGAAAGAAGAGUUAGAAAAGUGUCCAAUUCAGAAGGACUUUAUGAAAAUGUCCCCUGCAGCAAAGCAAAUACAUUACAGGAUAUGAUUUAAUGUGAUGCGGAGAGCGCCGGGGGCAGAGCAGAGAGAGAGAGCGCUGCAGCUCGGCGGCCUCACAGGUGAGUAAUGUGGUGUCGACGCCGCUGUCUGAACUGACCAAAAGUGAAAGAAAAAGCGCCGCUCUCUUUUCCUCAGAGAGAGCAGAGACAUUUUUCACAAGUCCAAAGUAACAGUGUUGAUGAGACAGGAGAUUUUUACCAAAGGUGUGCUCAGCAGCCUGAAGAAGAUUAAUGAAACAUGAAAGUGAGCUAGUUCAUGCUCACGCUGAUGGGGAGGUAGGAGGGCAGGAGGGGAGCGAGUUCUUCUUCUGUCAUUAAUCAUAGGAGGCAUUACACCAAGGGAAGCCUUUAAAGUCCAGGUAUUCAAAUCAGGUACAAUUGAGACAUGAACACUCCUCUCUGAGCAGUAAAUUGGACCAUUACUACUCCAACAAAGCUGACCAGGUUCACCCUGUAGCUCCCUAACACGCACACCAGAGCCCUGAUUUUCACAUGUACAGUCUUAUGGCGUUUUCAUAUGGAAAUGUGAAACACGCUGGAGGUAAGAGGUUCAGGUCACUUUUUAAAUGCUAAGUGCUCAUAAAGGGUUUCUUCACUCCACUUAGAAGAGCCGGCUCCAUAUUCCUACAUUUACUACCAGGCUGCACUGGGUAAAGAUUGUUCAGGUCGUUUGUCGAACCGGCGGAUUUAUUAGGAGCAGAAACCUUCUAACUGCAACCUCCUCUGUGAACAUGUGCUUUGGUCUUUCCAGGACUGGACUUAAUAACAUAUUUUCUGAGAAUCGUAUCUAGCCAACAGAAACAGCCCACAGCACUGGCAGUGGACAAAAGGAUAAUGUCAUAAAAAUUAUUCGCUUUGUGAGGUAAAUUUGACCGCUUGAUUUGGUAUUUGCUACAAAAACCCGCCUUGCAUGCAAUGAACAUCUGGCGUGCUUUAUGCCUUUUCUGACAUGCAAUAUACAUUAUCUUAUGUGUGAUAUGCAUUAUUCAACUUGCAGUUAACAUUGUCUAACAUGCAGAUCACCUUUUCUGACACCCAUUUUACAUUUUUAAUGAGCAAUUCACUUGAUCUAAUUAGAAAUCUAUAUUAUUUAUAUCGCAAUAUACAUUAUCUAACAUGCAACAUUCAUUAUGUGAAACAAAGUGCAUCUUUUUGAACAUGUGAUAUACAUUAUUUGAUAUGCAUCAUACAUAAUCUCACAGCAGAUAAACAAUCUCUGAUGUGCAGUAUUCAUUAUCUGACAUGCUAUCCAUCUUUUAACAUAGGAUAUAUGGUGGCUGACAUAUAUGUGUGUAUAUAUGUACAUAUAUAUCUAACAUGCAAAGAUGUGUUUGACACUUAGUUUGCAUUUUUUAACAAAGAUAAUGUUGUAUCUAAUGUGCAUUAUUGAUUAUCUAGUUUGCAGUAUUCAUUUUCCAAUAUGCAGUCCAUUUAGAAUGCAUUUAAAAACAAGUAACAUACAUGAUCUAGUUAACUUAUAUUAUUUAUAUUUAAUAUACAUAUACAAAACUUAAUAUACAUUAUCCAACAUGAAACAUACAUUUUCUGACAAAUAUUUAGUAGCGUCUAACAUGAAAACUAUAUCGUCUGAUGUAAAGUUUACAUUAUCUAAUAUGCAAUAUAUAUUAUCUGACUUCUAUUAUACAACAUCUGACGUGCAGAAUACAUUAUCUGCUGUGUCAUGUACAUUAUCUAAUAUGCAAAAAAAAAAAACAUCCAACAUGUUUCAAAUAUGAUCUGACAUGCAACAUACAUUACAUUCGCUGAUGUGCAGUUUGCAUGUUCUGACAUAUACAUUAGCUUUCAUGCAAUAUAUCUGACACACACUUUGCAUAGUCCAACAUGAAUUAUACGUUAUCUUCUGUGCAGUUAAUACAUGCAAUAUACAUAAUUUUAUAUGCAGUAGGCAUUUCCUAACCUGCAAUAAUUAUGAUUUUGUGCAUUAAACAUGGUCUGACCUGUAAUAUACACUUUCUUACAUGCGAUUUACGUUUGCUAAUGCACUGUGUACCUUAUUUUACAUGCAAAAUACAUUCUCUAUCCAUCCAUCUUCUACUGCUUAUUCGGAGUCUGGUCGCAGGGGCAUUAUCUUAUAAAUAAUAUGCAUUAUCAAACGCCCAAUUAACUUUCUGACAUGAACAAUAUGCAGAAACAAACUGUGCAUUAUACAUUUUUACUGCAUAAUAGACAUUAUCUGCUGUGGAAUAAACAUUUAAUGUGCAUUUUUUUUUAAAUGGUCAGGUAAUAACAAUUUUCACUUAGCAAAAUUAUUUAGCAUUGGUUACCUAAUCGCGGGUUUGCAAUGCACCUGCAGAUAACUGGAUGUCAUGCACUUUAGGUUUAGCAUGUCUAUGUAAAUUUUGUUUUUAUUGUUAAAUGACAAAGAAGCUUUCUGUUUGUAUUACAUCAAAACUCUUUUUGAUAAAGACAGGACUGUAGGCUUAAAAAAAUCCGGACUAUACACAUCAAGCCCGAUGAUCAAGCCCGAUGAUUAGACUCUAGUGUUGAGAUGUCUGUCUGUCAUGAUAGCAUGUACUGAGUCGGGGCCAGUAUCAGAUAAGCACAUUAAACUAUAAUCCAUAAACGUAAGUUAACAACCGAGACCUAAUGGUGCUGUGACAGCAACAAGAUUGAGUUUGAGACAGUGAAAAUACAUAUGGUAUGUUGUAUCUGAACAGGUUAGCUUACAAGCUAAAGUUACUUAGCACAGAUGAAAGUUGAAACAAAGACGUUUAGCAAACUGUUAAAGCACACAAACCAUCGUCAUAUGAGAAAUCCGACGCUAUGACUCUCCACAAGUUGUCCUUCAGGUCGUUAUCUUUGUAAUAUUUGUGUUUUUUAUCAAGAAACACUCUGUUCUCCGACACGUAAACAAUCAGCCGCUCGGCCAUGUUUGAUAUACAGGUGAAUCUGACGUCGCAACAACACGCAAUCUGAUUGGUCAGAAGUGGAUGCACAGUAUGCGAAACUUUAGAAAAAUCGACCGUGAAACAAAAAAAUUAAAUGCUGCAAUAUCGCAGGACGGGAAAACAUUGCUGAUGUGAAUGCUUGUAUUGACAGGAUUGGGUUCGAAAAAAAAUAUUGACGUCCGAAAUAAUUACACAACAAAAACUGUCCUGAUGUGAAAGGACCAAGGACUAAGUUUGAACAGAUAACUAGGAAGUGCAAUGUGUGUAAUGAAAAGUCACCCAGGACUCCUCCCUCUGGAUUCUCACUUUAAUUUUCAAUCAACAUUUCUAAUUUACUUUAAGUCUACACAGUUUUAUACUUUUCACAGUAGUAAUUAAACUUGUAUUAAGCAUUUCUCUGAAAUAGGGGAGGUUUAAUUAAUAUCUAUUUAUUAUGAGUAUCAAAAAAUUCUCACUAGAUGUCUAAACAAUAGCCAAAAAGGUUGCAAGACACAUGCUGAGAGAAAAAAGACGCAAAUUAACUGCUGAAGAUGAAUUAAACGUGAAGUUACCAGGAACCUCCAGUGCUGUCAUACUCCCAAACUGCAACCUACCUGGAGGGUCCAGAAGUACAAGUGGUUCAGUGCUCAGAGACAUUGCCGAGGUCUGUUGUCGUUAGAUAAUAAAACUAGUCCUCAAAAGUGCAUCUGACACCGAAUGAAGUCAGGAGAUGUUAGUUUUUCACAGUGAAACACGGUAACUAAAAUGUAACAGAGACAUGUACGACAGAAAUACUUGAUUAUGUUGUCGUCUUGUAUUUGUCACUAACACUUUUAUUUUGUUAAACUACAUAAAUCAUUUUCAAACCUCACAGUUCAGUGCGGGAGCAGUGAAUUACGAAAAGCUUGCAGAGACAAGUCAGAGAGAGUAAGAGAAGGUUUUUCACACAGGGCGGAUUGAGUCUGUGAAUUCCCUUUAGGUCCAGGAGAGCUUUGGAUGUUCAGAUAAUGAUACUGCAACAACACGGCAACGAUGAUUCAGGACCUGCCCCGCCCACAGACUUUUAUUGGCUUUCAUCCCUUAGAAACCAUCAGGGCUUUACAGGGAUUCACAUAAUACAGAAUCAACUCAGUGUUUCCACGCUGCAGUCUGCAGACCUGGAUUCAUUUAUCACUUCCACCCAUUUCAUUUCCUCUGGUUUGAUGUUUUAUUGUGUCACACUGCCGGGGUCGGGGCCUCUGUUAUGACAGAGGAGGUUUAAAAAUGAUGCAAAGUUUGCAAAGAGCUUUUAGGCUAAGAGAUUCACUUUAUGUUUCUUUUUUUUUUUUUGAUCCCUAAAAUAUUCAGGACCGGGAGCUUUUGGAGUAAACGGGCUACAUAUUAGGGGUCGGUGGCUGGUUUAAAGUGCACUGAUGGCUGGGUUGAUUUAAAACCACUUAGCUUGCUCUUUGCACCCCUCUGCAUUUCUCUUAUCUAACGUAGCGUAUGACUCGCUCAAACUAGCAUCCGUACACACAGCUUCGCUCUCCGCCCUAUUUGUGUUUCCUGGCUGGAUAUUUUAUCACCACAGACUUCAAAUGUGUGGGCUAAGCCUGCUGCGGGGUCCUCCUUAGAUCACAAGCAAAGCACGGAGGGCAGGAGGGCUGUGAGAUUUGCAGACACUCAUUUUAGCUCGAUUGUGGUAUUUUUGAUUAAGUCUUCUGGCUGUGCAUGCGCUCGUCUUUGAGCAUAUCUCCUUACACCCAGCGCAGGCUAAGUUAUCUCAUAUUGAAAUAGUCGGAGGGAAAAGGCUGACUGUGUUGUAGCUGCAUUGUGUCAGGGGGUAAACAUUUCAGGCUGUGGUUUUUCUCAGUUUCAUGAAGAGCUCAAAGGUAAACAUGCUGACUCCAAACAGCAUCAAUAAUUAAAGCUAAUUUCCAUAUUGUUUGACCUCGACUUUUUUUUUUUUUUUUUUUUUUACAUAACUGAAGGCCUGAGUGACUAAAAGGUUUGAAAAGUUCUGGAAUCAGCCUGAUAAGUUGGCAGCCUGCAGCAGUAAAACAGGCUGUAAAGGCUGCAGCAUCAUGUUUUAGAGCAAAUGCCCCAAAUUAAAAUAUGUCUAAUGGAUGUUAAGAGGUUUGAAUAUCAAAUACUUAAGAAAUACUCUGCAUACUUUUCAGGCCUCAAAUUUGAUACCUUUAAUAAUGACUGUAGGGAAGUUCAAAAGUGCUUGAAAGUGGAUAAAAACAGUCCUAAGAUAUGUCAUACAUUAUCCCCCUGCGAAUUGUACAUUUUACUGCACAUUAAACAUUAUCUUCUGUACAAUUUACAGCUUUUCUGUGCAGUAAACAUUAUCUCCAGUGCAUUAUUAGCAUUUAGUGCAUAAUCUUCUGUGCAACAUGUUAUAUGUUCACUGUAUAAUAUGCAUUAUCUAAAAAACAAGAUCAUUUUUACAUUGUCAACCUAUAUCAUACAUGAUCUCCUGUGUAAAGCACAUUUUUUAGCACAUUAUACAAAAUUUACAGUACAAGAUGCACCUCGAUCAGACAAUAAACAUUAUCUAUGAUGUAGUAUACAUUAUCUGCCAUGUAAUAUACAUACAUAUUUUCUGAGCCAUAAAUAUUAUCCCAGUGCAAUUUUAUUUAAAAAGGACAUUAUGCAAAGUAUAGUGCAUUAUGCUACUAAUUAAUAAACUGAUUUUUUUGCAUUAUUAUCUCCAGUAGUAUAUGCAUGUUUAUUUGAAAACAAAUACAUUAUCAAACAUGCAGUCAAUUAUUUAUUCCGUGUAACAUACAUUGUUUUUGCAUGAUUUACAUGAUCAUUUUAAUAGCCAUGCAACAUGUGGUGCAUUAUCUUCUGUGCAACAAAUAAGUUACUGUAUUAUAUACAUUAUCUAAAAAAAAGGAAAUUUAUAGAUUGUCAACCUAUAUCAUACAUGAUCUCCUGUGCAAAGUACAUUUUUUUGCGCAUUAUACAUAAUUCACAGUACAGGAUGCAUGUCAAUUACACAGUAACAUUAUCUACUACAAUGUAGUAUACAUUAUCUACCAUAUGAUACAUUAAUAUUUUCUGUGCAAUAAACAUUUUUCGUCAUGCAAAGUACGGUGCAUACUGAACUCUUUCAUAAACUGAUUUUAUGCACUAUUAACAUUAUCUACAGUAGUGUAUGCAUGUUUAUCUCACAACAUAUACAUUAUCAAACAUGCAGUAUGUUUUUCCUUCUGUGCAACGUACAUCAUUACUGCACAAUCUAUAUUACCUUCAAUUUUAGAACUAAUUACAUUAUUAUCCGUGCAACAUGAGGUGCAUUAUCUUCUGUGCAACACGUAUGGUAACUGUAUAAUAUGAAUUAUCCAAAGAACAAGAUCAUUCAUACAUUGUCUGCCUAUAUCAUACAUGAGUAAAAAGUAAAUUUUUGCACAUUAUACAUAAUUUACAGUACAAGACACAUCUCAAUCAGACAGUAUACAUUAUCUACCAUGUGAUACAUAUUUUCUGUGUGAUAAACAAUAUCCCAGUGCAAUUUGCUUUUAAAGACUAAACAUGAAAUGUACAUUGCACUACCUCUGAUACAGCAUACAUUUCUACUGUGCAAUAUUCUAAAUCUGCAGUGCAAUUUGCGUCUCAUUAAACAGUAUCCAACUAAAACCUGUGAAAUCUAAGUUCUUUGGUUACUUACUGAAUACUUGAUAAAUCCUCCAUUCCCAACUUGUCAUAUUUUUAGAGUUAUUUUUGCACGCAUAUUGGAACCAGACACAGAGCAAGAAAUUCAGACAAUGCUGCAGAAAACAUUCUUGGCAUUGUUAUUUUUGAGAGAUUUAUUGACAGAUUAACAAAAUUUAACUCACCCCAGGUUUUUCUUGUAUUGAUCUGCUGUGAAACUGUAACAGAUUGUCAGUGUGGAGUGUUUUUAUGGCCAAGAAUAGAUCUGUAUAAACUGAACAUCCACCCCGCUGCCAACUGAAGAGGAAAACUGCUUUUCUUCAAACUGUUUUCACUCCUACAGGCUUCCAGCUCAGAUUAGAAAUACAAGUGUGAGAAAUUAAGCAUGUUAAAGUGAAGUAGGAUUGUGUUUGUGAACCUGGACCCUGCCUUUAAACGUGCUACUGGGGUGAUGAUAAGUCAGUUACUGUUUGUCUUAAUUACUAAAACUCAUUUCUGGAAAUCUUUUCACACCCUACUCUAAAACCCAUUUUUUCAAACUACAUUCAUAAAACCUCUGAAGCUCAAAAUCAAACACUGUGUUCACAUCAUACUCACAACAGUCAGAAUAAAAGUAGGAAUACAGCACUGAAUGGAGAACGCAGUGGUCAGAGAUCCCACUGGAAAAACAACAUAAUGUUUUUUGAGACAACAGUUUGCAAGAUAAUCAGUUUUAUUAAAACGAUUGAUGCAGAUACUAGACGUGCAGCUAAAUUUUGCAAAAGAAAUGAACAGUAUGUGUAGCUGGACAGUUAAAGAUUAGACACAUUCAGAGUCUCUGUGAUCAAAACUGUCUUCAAAACAAGCAAAAAAAGCUGCUUCUGGUUUAAAAAAAAUCAUUAUUUUUCUCCAGAGAUUCCUCUUACAAUGUUGUCAGACACUUACAAUAAAAAUUUUAGCCUGUCAGGGACGAAAACGAGGACUCUGGUGCGGAUGUUGGUUGCCUGAAAAGAUGACGCUGCAGUGGCUGCAAGGUCAUCUUUUGAGGCAACCAACAUCCGCACCAGUCCUGGAGCAUUUCUGAAACCUUCUUUAUUCUGCAUUUAGGCCCAAGACUAGGGAUGGGCGAUAUGGCCUUAAAUCAAUAUCACGAUAUAUUGAGCAGUUCACUUCGAUGGCGAUAAAUGGAUGAUAACUACUCCACAUGCUGCUCACCCCUUCCCACAUUAACUUUGUCUACUUCAGCCGCAACAGCUUUUGAACUGUCCUCCAUCUCCUCAACUGUCUUUCCCUCUUUGUUACGGACUGGAUGGGGUGGAGUCAUGUCUCUGACGUAGGACAGCGUCUUAAAGGGACAUGAGACCAUAGCCCACCUACACACAUACAAAACCAACUUUUAUUUAUGUAUUUUUUUGUCACUGAAAUUGUCAAUAUGGGCGAAAUGACGUUGGUUAUUGUCUUAAUUAUAGUAUCUGUAAAUUUUCGGUUUAUCGCCCAGCCCUACUCAAGACUAUUGAAAAUUAGGCCUAGAUUUAAAAACAGAGGAAUAGUCCUUUAACUGGCAAUUUUAUAAGAUCUGGGAUUUCGUAAGAGACAUUUGUACCAUCUUUUGAACAUUCAGUUUGACAUCAGCUGUGUCGUUUACGCAACCAGAGCCUGGCCUGGAGGACGCUGAGGUUUUUCUGGCCGAUCCUGAAUUUCAUGCUGUUUGUGUAGCAGAACACACACUAACACACACAAACACACAUUGUAUGCACACACUCUCCCCUUGUCCUCAGUUAUAAGGGUCCUUCUUUCAUCAACAGUGGUUGUAUUUCCGCUCUCCACAAUCGAGAGGAUGAAAUGCUACACAUCCUGUGCUCAAGCUGCUCGGGGCUGCACCAUCAUUUAGGAGAUGUAGUCAGCAAUCUGUCACUGUCGCUUACUCACUCUGCGCUGCUCCCAGGACACAGAUACAUGUAUGAUGCACACACACAUACAGAUGUAGAGUGUGUUUGACACAAAUCUUGGUGCGUCAGCUCGUUAAAGCCGUGUGCCGCGCAUCAGCCAUGCAUCAUAGCUGUUACGCUGUAAAUAAAGGCUGAUUUUAUAGCUGCUUUUAUGUGAUGCGUCGUUGCUUCAUGGCUCUUCUGGGAACUAAAGCAGCGGUGUCCCUGAGUGAAGCACAUGAUAUUUUUAUACAUCAUCUGUAUUUCAAUCCCUGGGGACUGUGACGGUGAUGUAUUGUAGCGAACAUUUUUCAUUGGUGGAGAUGAUAACUCUCUUUGUGCAUAACAUAAACAACUCCACCUGUUUGUGAACCGUACCGUAGAGCAGCAUCAUGAGAGAGCGGCUACUGCAUAACACCUAAAUCACCUUUAGCACACUAAACUCUGCCAUUAGGUGAAGAAGGCUUCGGAGCAGGUGGAAAUCUAAAGCAGAGCUCUGCAUUUGCAGACAUUAAGGAACAAAAUAUUUUCUGUUUGGCUCUCUACUUCUAAUACUCAUCUGCUGCCCAUUUACAGACCACAAAGUGAAGAGAGGCCUGACAUUUGUUGCAAAAAGGGUUCGUCAUUCGGUAAUCUGAUUUGGAUAAUCUGUAAAAGUGAAGCAAAAUCUGAUCGAUCCUAGCCUCUGAAAUAUGACAGCUGUAAGGCUGCAAGAUUUUGGCCCAAAUAAAAAUUUUGAUUUUGAUCUUUUAUUCAGUGACAACUUUACCAAACUUCACUUUAAAGGUCCUUACACACCGGGGCUGACGCGAAUAUAGAACGUGAAAUUACGAAAUAUUCAGAGGUGAAUUUUGACGUGCCUGACUAUACACAUCAAGCCUGAUACGAUUUUGCGACUUUCUGUGGGGGAAGAGACGCAUCCCGGGGAAGACUUUUCCCGGGGAAAGUCCGGCCUCCUUCGCCUGUGAUUGGCUAGAAAAACUGGAAACGUCAUCACAUGCUCAAGCCAAAUGGUCAGCACUUAUAGCCAAUCAAAGAUGACAAGAUAAGCACAUGAAACUAUGGUAACAACCGUUAGCUUACGUUAGCACAGAUGAAAGUUAAAACAUCGGCGUUUAGCAAACUGUUAAAGCACACAAACCAUCGUCAUAUGAGAGAUCCGACGCUAUGUUGUCCUUCAGGUUGUUAUCUUUGUAAUAUUUGUGUCUUCAUAAAGCGCUCUGUUCUCCGACACGUAAACAAUCAGCCGGUCUGCCAUGUUGGAUAUACCAGUGAAUCAGACGUCGCAACAACACGAAAUCUGAUUGGUCAGAAGUACGAAAAAAUAAAUGCUGCAAUAUCGCAGGAUGGGAAAACGUCGCUGAUGUGAACGCUUGUAUUGACAGGAUAUGGGUUCGAAAAAAAAUUAUCACGUCUGAAAUACUUGAAAAAAACGGUCCUGGUGUGAAAGGACCUUAAUGAUACUUUUUCCCAUCAUCUCUCAAAACAAAACCACUAAAAACGAUGUAGUGCGUAUGCCAAGCCAGUAAGAAGCGCUGUAAUGCUGCCAAGGAAAUGCACAAAGGACAGAAGUAGAGUACAGAGCAUGCGCAUAAAGGUUGUUUUGGCCGGACACGAACAGGUGCCAUAAAAGUGUUAUGCUGCAUGUCAUAUAAUCGCUUCGAGAGAUGCAGAUAGGCAUCCACACAGAGAUAAAAUGGUAGUCGUUUAUAGAUUUAUGCACUCUUGUCUUCAAGUGUUUUUAAAAAUUACUGUUUACAAUCGCCCAAAAUGCCCAAAUGUGUUUACUCCUGAAUUCGUUUCCACUUGAACAGGUUGAUACCGCCUUCAGACAGACUUUGCAGCGGGGAGUGGUUUGCACUUGAUUUGAAACUGUGAAGCUGUACCAAUUCCACACAACUGACUCGCUCUUGUCCUAUUUAGCCAUAAAAUUAUCGCCUUCCUUUGCAAAUACCAUGUUUGUUUACACUGGUGUGUGCUCGACGUGAAAACAGUGUUUGAUUCUGAGGACAGAUGGAGCUGCUCUCAUGUGGAGAGUGUCAAUUUUCCUGCAAACGAAAAGUUUUUCUUUUCUUUUUUAAAUAUAGUUUGAAAAAUGGAUUCUAUGUUUAGAGUUAAAAGAAAACAUUGGAGGGUUUGCAAUAAAAAAAACAACUUUUUAACCAUUAUGUCAUUUUUUUCUGCGCUUGAUAGAGAGGAAAAUUGAUUUUUAACAUCGUCAUAAUCAAAUAAUCCGAUUACGAUUUAAAAUCGAUUAAUCGUGCAGCCCUAGAUAUUCAAGCAUGAGGAUCUAGCAAACCUCUGUGUCAUUUUGAGGCUUCCUUGUAUAGAUGGUUGCUUUUAAUAAUCAGUAAUAACAAAGCAGGCUGUAAGAGAGUUUGAAGAUAGGCAGUAAUAAUCAAUCCCUGAUUACAAAAAGAAGAUCAUACUGAGAUUUCAACAUGCAGUCCUUUGAAAAUUUUGUUGGCUUUUAUUUGAUUUUUCAAAGAUUGAAAAAAUAUCUCAAGUCUGAUUUCAAGAUAUUUUCUGACAAGAGUUAGAGUAGAGCUAAGGAUAAAUACGAUCAUGGUUUUAUUACUUUUCUUAACGAAAAAUUGAACAAACUCAGGAUUAAAGUUUGAGAGAUUUAAACCUGUAAUAAUAAGACCACCCAGAUGCUAGAAAAGAAGCUGCCAAUGUAAGUGGGUAUUAAGAGGAGGAAAGAGAUGGAAAACAGCCAAUCAUGACAGAAUUACAGGCAUUUGGAGCUGAAUGGAAACACAGCUGUUGAAGGAGAAGGCCCAACGGCUUACUCAGCUUCAGCUGUUUGGAGAUAUUUUGACUAUUUACAGUCAGACACAGCAGAGAACACGGCAAACUGUGCCCAAGACGUGCCAGCUAAAACCAGCACAGCAAACACUACCAGCGUUAAAAGAGGAGUGACAGUGUCUCAGCUCACACCCUUUGAGAUUAGCACUAGGGCCUGACCAAUACCAGUUAUUAGGGGGGGAAAAAAUCAGAUAACUAACCGAGUCUAAUAGAGGUCUCUUGCUAUUAUGAAUCCUGUGUAAACACUGCUUUACACUCCAAAAAAACAACACACUUUUAUCCCUCUCUUAUGGAAUCUGUAUUUUUCUGCAGCAUCUAUUUCUACAGAUUGUAUUUCCAUAAAUGAGACGGUGCCGAAGAGACAUGGUUGCUGUCAUGAUAUGUGCUGUUAGUUCAGUUUUCUCCUAGUUCCCUAUUGUUCCCUGUAGUCCAUUCUCAUGAGUUUUCAGUUUGUGUUUGACCCUGUUUCUCUCCUGUUCUCAGUGUUUUAUUCUUUAAAUCAGUUUUCAGUGUUUAUUUCCUGUUUUAUUUUGUAGUAGUUGAUUUCUUGUGUUUCUAGUCUGGUUUUACUCCCCUAGUUUUCCCUCCUUCGUUAAUCACUCAUGAGUUUCACCUGUGUCUCCUCUGCCACACCUGUUGCUCGUUAAUGCUCGUUACCCUGUGUGUAUAUAGUCCCUGUCUCCCCCUGUUUCUUUGUUGGUUCCUUGGUUGGGAAAAAUACACAGAAAAUGCGCUCAAAUAAAACCAUGAGAAAACUGAAUAAACAGCCUAUCAUGACAGAUGCAUUCACAUUACAACUCAGUUUUCACAAAAAUCAUACUUCAGACAUCAGUUUUUUCCUUUUUUUGUUGCUCUUUGACCACUGAGCUGGCUAAGACAGGUUCAAGACAGCAUGAGUUUCAGCAGGUCAGUGUGCAGCUACAGGAAACGCAGCAAGGUUUGCACAAAGUCUAGCUAAUGGGAUUCAUUGUUUUCAUCUUAAAUGACUUGUAAUGAUAUAUCUGUUGGUCUGUUGUGCUUUUUGUGUUGUUCACAUGACUGUUUUUUAACUGGCCCAUGUUUGACCACCUUAACAUGAGUUAAGGUCUCUGGACUAGGGCCCGACUGAUAUGGAUUUUUUGCGGCCAUUGCCGAUACCGAUUAUUAGGGGGAAAAAAAUCUGAUCAGGCCCUAAUUAGCACCAUUUUACUUUUGGAAUGAAGCAUCUGGUUGGUGGGAAGUUCAGAACACAGCCUCUGAUUGGCCAGGAGAGUUGGCGAAAGCAGUCUGGAGUCUAGCCAAAUAUUUUAGUUUUUUCCUGAUAACUGGAAGGAAUAAAGUUUUCAGAUUCAUUUUGGAAUCUUGCAGACUUAAAUGCAAAUGUUUGAGCAGCAUCCUCAACAUAUGAGGAUUGAUAUUAUAUCUGAGGAGUGAAUUUAGUGAUAUGCAUGGGGAAAUGAUACGAUUGGUUGUAUUUGUGCAGAAGUUGCUGUGAACGGCCCAAACUGCAAGAUUACAAAAACUGUUUGCAGGAUUAAAGUUGACUUUACCUGACUUUAUCAUAACACCAAAACAAACCACAAGAGAGUAGCAUCCAUGAACGAAACAACUGCCAUCCUGCGGGAUCAUAUUCAAUCAAUCAUGGCUGUUAAUCAAGCUCCAAUUAUUUAACCUCUCAAGUCUUUAUAUUUAGACUUAAGUCUGGAACAUAACUCGUCUGACUUUUUGAUCUUAUCGUGCAUCUUUGAGGGAUUAAAGAACGCACUGCAGCACUCCAUAUUUUACCCAAAUGUUCCCUGCGAGCUCCAAAUUCCAGUCCACAGUCAUCUCCGCUGGGUGUUUAUGGGCAGAUGUCAAAAGGAUGAAAACGUGGCAGCUGCAUCAAACAGUCCAGCAUUUCUUGAACUAAAUCCCAGUCCACAUAGACUGGUUAUCAGACCAGGAGCUGGGAGCCAACUAUGGCAGUACAAAACCUGCUGAAAAAUUAAAACACGCCCUAACGCUGCCAAACACAUAAAAAUAAGAGCCAAAAAGUUACAGCAGAGAGAAGCUGCAAAAACAGCGUCUGUCUUUGCAUCCUUGAUUUGAGAGUGUAUGCAUAUUAGCACAGAGUGUAUCCAUUCUCUGUCAGUAAGAAAUCAUUAAUGUUUACACUACAGAGAGUGUUAUUAAAUGGUUUGUGUGGUGAACGUUUCCUACGUGACAGAUUCAUUCCGCGGCUGUGUUAACUGUCAGGCAGACACGCUGUCACAUAUGCAGCUGACACAUUGACUUCACCUCAGUGUCAAACGCUGACAUAACUGCGAACAUGAACGGGCUGUACGUCAAAAAGGCCGGAUAGCUCUGUGUCAUCUGAGGGAAAAACGACCGUUCAAGAUGUUCUCAUCAGAAACACACACAAACAAAACAGAAGAAAACAGCAAGACAGAUCAUAAUUAAAGCUGUAAUUAGAAAAAAGGUGAUGUAUGAAGGAUGCAGCUGCAUAGAUGUAGGUGUUUGCUUCUGUAACAUCUAGGUUUAAGGGUUAAUAUGAUGUAUAAUUUAAACUUUCAUCAAGUUACAGAUGGUAAAUACUGCAGAAGAAGUAUGAACAAUCUCUGUUUUUUUGUUUGUUUGCAACAUAUCCUUGUUUUCUUUUAGGUAAGUUUUUUAAAUUCAGUCAUAUCCGCAGCCUCUCAGUUUCUGACCUCAUCAGCCAUGCAGUGAUCUGAUUCUGCUUAUAAGGAACUGCGCUGAUUGAGACUAGGGCCUGACCAAUAUGAAUUUUUUGGGGCAGAUGCCGAUAAAAUCUGACUACCGAUUAAUCAGCCGAUUUUUUAUGAAGUUAUAAAAAAUAUAUAUACACUGUAGAUAUUUACGGUAAACUAUAUACUGUAAACAACUACCCACCCGCCGCCGCCGAUCGGUGCUUCCGCAUCUUAACUCACGUUACUCAUUUCCGGUCCGGUCUCAUCUGGAGGCAUGCAGCUGCCUCAGUAAGAGAAGUAGCUUGAUCACAUAAUGUGUACUGUUGUUUAUUCUACUGUUACUGGCAUGGCUAACAGUGUAGCAAGGCUAAUAGCAGGUGGCUAACUCUAACUUUAGCUUGCAUAUUACAUGGUGCUUCACCGUUAACUCGGCGUGACCGAGACCAGCACAGCGGGGCACAUCGUUAAGCGGGGUGAACUGAAACUUGUUGACUUUUGUUGUGUAUUUGUUGACAUUUGUAUUGUGUAUUUCACAAACUGGUUUAUUUACCGUUGAGGCGGACCACUCUCCUCUGUGCGUCCCUGAGCUGCCUGCUUCAGAUCUGUCACUCUGCUUUGCUGUGAGGUAGUAAGUGGAUGAAGAUUGUCAUGAGGUCGCUGCGCCAUCUACAGGAUAAGUUGGGGAACUUUUCAAAUUGCGGAACAUUUUCAAAGUGAAACCGAAUCUUAUUCUCCGCAUUUUUUUUCUGAAAGUACACACGAAAAUUGCAUGAAAAACACUUUUUAAAAAUUUUACGCACCACUCCGCCCCAGGUAGUAGGGUCGUCUUUUUGGGGAUUCAGAAUAUAGUCACCCUAAACUACAUCAGUACACUACACAAUUCAUCCAGAUCCUGAUCUCGAACAGGGAGGGAACUGAUUAAGAGAUGCGUAAAACUGGAGUGUUUUUCCAUCAUUCAUGCCUUUUAUCAACCAAACAGACUGGCACCAACUGCAGCUGCGUGUUGUUUUUUGUUAGAAAUAAACAGAAGCCACAGUUUUCUUUAGUCCUGCAGCGCUGGGACUGAAUCCAGACGUUUGUCUUUGUUUCUGCAGCCUGCGACAGAGCUUCUGGCUCUAAGCUUUGACGUCUUGACUCUGCAACACCAGAGCAAAGCCAAAAUAGUGAAAGAGGAAGCAGAGACACUUCAAGCUAUUUUUGAGUAGUUUUGCAUACAUGUUCAUAUCACUCCUGUCGUUUCGUCACCACAGGAGCAAAUUAAAACCUCUUUGCAAAAACAAUACAAAAGCUUUCUCACCCCCACAUCCUCAGCACUGCUAGUCUAAAGGAUGACUUAAGUACAUAUGUAAGAAAAAAGGUUUUUUUCAUCAUAAUCCUUCCUUAAUCCUUGCUGGAUGUUGGUUUCUUUUGAACUCUCUGUGAUCCCACAGUAGAAAAUUGAAAUUACAAGAGGAAAAUCUUGUAAAAGCUCCUCAAAUGGGCUGUUUUGAUGUGAAAUACAAGGACUGUAAUUCUUUUUGGAACCCGUUCAGUUUUCUGACCCCAUGGUUACCAGAAAUUUACAGUGCGCCAAGAGACUGGAUUGAAAUCACAAUUCUCCAUCUCUCUUCGGUGAAAAGGAAAAAAUCUCAAGCACAUGAGACAAUUUUUUUUAACUGACAGAAACACAACUUUUUUUCUGAACUGCCUUGUUUUGAUCAUUUUUAUAACAGCUGGUGCGCUCACACGCUUGUUUUGCAGUAGGGGGUGAAAAUCUGACCGCACAGUACUUAUUUUGUGUUGGAAAGAUUGACUUUGAAAUUAAAUAAAAUACAAAAUUAUCAUAAAAUCAUGAACAGCUGUUGCUGCUAAAUGCAGCCAUGGAUAAAUCAGUGAGGAAGAGUCUCAAAUAAUAUACUGAAGUCCUUCAAUAAUGAGUAUUUCUUCGUUGUUUUCUGGACUUAUUUAUCUCAUAUGUGAGGAUAAGAAAGGGCCCGAGAGCCGAUUAAAUCAGCCAGUUUUAGCCCGUUUGAGACUAAUCAGUAAUUGGCCAAAACUUGCCGAUUUUCGCCGAUAUUUUCAGAAAUAAAAUGCGGAGAACAAGAUUUGGUUUCACUUCGACAAUGUUCCGACAUUUGAAAAGUUCCCCGACUUAUCCUGUAGAUGGCGCAGCAACCUCAUAACAAUCUUCAUCCACUAACUACCUCACAGCACAGCAGAGUGACGGGUCUGAAGCAGGCAGCUCAGGGACGCACAGAGGAGAGUGGUCCACCUCAACGGUAAAGAAACUAGUUUGUGAAAUACACAAUAAGUCAACAGGUUUCAGUUCAACCCACUUCACGAUGUUCCCCGCUGUGCUGGUCUCGGUCACGCCGAGUUAACGGUGAAGCACCAUGUAAUAUGCAAGCUAAAGUUAGAGUUAGCCAUCUGCUAUUAGCCUUGCUACACUGUUAGCCAUGCCAGUAACAGUAGAAUUAAAACGCUUUUCUGGUCCGAGUUUGAUCAGUCGGUCUUCCUGUCGGCAUGAAAAGCAUUAGCCUACAGUGUAUCUACAGUGUAAUAUAGUAUACUUUAGCUAUCUACAGUAUAUAUAUAUUUUUUAUAACUUCAUAAAAAAAUUUAAAAAUCGGCCGAUUAAUCAGUAAUCAGAUUUUUUUCCCCCCUAAUCAUCGAUAUCGGCAACGGCCCCAAAAAAUCUAUAUCAGUCGGGCCCUAGUUUUCACAUUACAAGAUAGGGCUGUACGAUUAAUCGAUUUUAAAUCAUAAUCAGAUUACUUGAUAAUGAUGAUGUUAAAAAAAAUUAAAAUGGUCAAAUCGAUUUUCCUUUCUAUCAUGUCUCGUGCCUCCAGGCCACCGUAGGCUCCCCCUUCCCAGUUCCAACACACACCAGUGUAAACAAACAUGGCGUUUUCAAAAGGAGGCGAUAAUUUUGUGGCUGAAUAGGACAAGAGCAAGUCAGUCGAGUGGAAUUGGUACGGCUUCGCAGUUUCAGAUGAAGAGCAAACCACUCCCUGCUGCAAAGUUUGUCUGAACCCAUCCACAUGGAAACAAAUUUAGGAGUAAAUGCACAAGUUUUUUGUCAUGCAGCCCUAUUGCAACAGAUGAACUAACUCGUCCUCUGGAGGUCACAAAGCUGUCCUCACACUAAUAAGAUCAUUUCUUUCUAAUCUGAAACAACAAGACACUCCAGACUAAGAGGUGCUGUAUUGUCAUUUCGAGUUUAGAUUAUGUUUGCUCGCUUAUGCUACUCUAGAGAUAUGAGUACAGGUCGGCUAACAUCCAUAUCUCCUCAGAAAUUGACUCAUUAUCAGGGAAAAUGGGCUAAAUAAAAGAAUGAAUACAUGUCUGACAGUAAUUCAGAGAAUAUCUCCCCUCCAUGUUGUUUAAACUUUUAUUUUCAUUGCAGUGAUUUCUUUGAGUGUUUCUUUUUUCCUGGAGUCCCUCUGCACCAUUCCUCACAUCUUCUCUAAUUUCACUUUAAUGCCAUCUAUAAAUUGUUGUAAAACUUCAUCAUUUUGCCGGCGGCUCCCAUCCCUCCACUUUGCAUCUUAUUAUAAGAGCUCACAGAUACUUUCAGAGCAUUAAAUCCUGCACCCAAGUGACAGCAGUGUUUUCUGAGAGUCCUGGAAUAAUGUGAGAUUUCCAGGGGAGUGCUAACAAAGGUUCAAGCCUGACUGUAAAGCUGUUUGUCUGCUUUCAUUUCAGUGCCGACUCAUCUCGGUGCAUCAAACAGAUGGAGUAAUGUACAGAACAGAGCACAUGCAGCCCCUCGGGGUAAAACCCUGCGUCUGAUCCUCGCCUGUAAAGGAACAAUCAUGUGAUCAUGAGCGCCUCAGAAGCUGGAGCCUCCCCGUUAGCUUCCUCCAGUAGUAUUGAACUGUUGUCCGCAGCCAAACAAGGUCUGGAUCGACUCCAAAUCACAUCACACGGCCAUGGGCUGCUGUCAUCUCGCCGCAGCGUGCUUCUCUAAAAGGCUUUACCCUAUCAGUGUGUGUUUGGACAAUAGCAGAGGUGUGUGUGUGUGUGUGUGUGUGUGUGCGCACACCACACUCACACACCUUGGUCUCUCUGACUCAGGUACACAGUGAAUCCAGAUCAGCGGGCUCUGAUGAAUCUUGCAUGUGUCUGUGCGCCAGCCUGAGGACGGGCUGUAAAUCUUAAAGAGAGGGAUCGCUGGGUCCUCGCAGUCUCACUCUGGAGUUAGAAACCAGCCGGCACCGCUCAGACCCGACUGUAAAACACAAUAAAUCACAGACUUUCACUCAGUCACAUGAACACACAGUUUACAGUGCAGACGUGGAUGAAACUAAAACGACAAUUUUUAUCACCUCAACAUCGAACAGACUUUGAAUAUCCAAGUUUCCCUGAGCAGCAGGUGAACGUAAUCUUCGACGUGUCCACCAAAGCCUGGCUCACACUUUCAGACACCUUAAGAUGUCUUAGACCCCACACAUGACCACGGAUGUUUCAAUAAACACAGCACACCACACGAAUAAAGACCCCUUUCAGCAGCAGCCAGAGCUCUGACCGCCACAACCGAAAAUCUUGCAAUAUUUCUUGCGGUAAAAUGUGACUUCAGAAUAAAAAAUCUGGCAGACUAUGAGAGCAACCUUCAGACGCCCCCUAGGAACACUUUAACUUAGGAGGAUAGUGAUGGGCACGGCAGUUCGUAUGGAUGUACUGAAUCACUACUCAGUUCACUAAACAAGAUUUGUUCAAAAGAUUUGUUCAACCAAUCACAGAAUCAUUCAGUUGGUUUGUGGGAGGAGUCUGUGACUGAAAAAUGUGUCCUACAGUUUCAAAAUUUAAGAAAAUGUUUAAACGCAAAGUAAUGGACAAGUAUAAAACACUAUAACAGUACAAUAUAAUACCUCUCAAGAUUUUAAUUUGUUGUUGCACUUGUUAUUAACUAGUAACAAGUGUAUUAACAACCAAAUAUAGCAGAUGUUUUACAGCACUUCUUUAUUGUUUUUGACUUUUUGAUUUAGACUAGCAGAGAAUUCCAGGAAAUAUUAGUUUGUUAGUUAGUUUGUUGUUCUAGUUAAACAACAUGAAACCAUGUGUCGUACUAUCUGUUCGUUCUUUGUUUUUUUUGUUUUUUUUUGUUGUUGUUUUUUUGUUGUUUUUGUUUUUUUUUUGUUUUUGUUUGUUUUUUGUUGUUGUUUUUUUUGUCUUUCCUUUUGUCUCACAUUUAAAUGGGGUAGGUGCUAUAAGCUCUUAGCUUUAGCCUAUACCCUUUCGGCCAAACAGUAUGACUACUGAAACAAAUGUAAUUGAAAUGUCAUGGAAUGGAAUAUACCUUGUUUCAAAGUCGAAAUAAACUUUAACUAUAACUAACUAUAACUAACUCUGACUCCCUGAACUGAUGAACUGAACUGAACUGAUCCCUCAAACUGCUGGUUUUAUACACGACUUGUUACAUGCUGUGUUCGUCUGUACACAAGUUGUUGUUAAAACAACAGGGGAACAAUGGUCGCUAUGAAAGUGUAUCCCUCAUACAAAAAUAAUUCCAGAGACAGGGUUUCCCCUACAUAAAUCAUGUAGGGGACGAAUGCAUGAGGCAGGUGGAGAGAGGAGGGCAGGGAGAGGAGGCAGGUGUGUGUAUCUGUGCCUGAAAUGCUAAGGGACCAGAGAAAGGCUGUAUUGAUCUAACUGCAGCUCUAAAAGGUGAGAGACAUUAUCCCAAAUGUUGAGUGUUUGGUAUUUUAAGUUCUUCUGCAACCCUCUACAGAAAAAUGUCUUGUGAACAGCAAAGAAAAGUGGACAGGUAGGGUUUUCUGCCAGCAAAGCAUGGUCUAGGUCGAUGAUUCCUUUUCAAUUUUAAUUUUAGAAAUGUCUGAGAAAGGCAAAGAAAUAAGACAUCACUGUGGGCUCUUGAAAUGUCCGACGAAAAACCCAAAGAGCUGUGCUGAUGGACCCAAGAGAAAAAGGAAAACUCAGCAGAGACCAGUGUCUGGAGAAUCAAAAAUCUCAGUUUCUGUUUCCACUCUGCAGAGCUGGGCAUGUCCGUCAAAAGUGUGUUUGCUCAGUUAGUUCACUAACUGGAGAGAAAAUGUGGAAAUGUGCAGUUUUAUGUGUGCAUAUGAAUUGGAGAAAUGAUUCUGUAUGAUCCCUAAGAGCUGCUUAUUGAUGCUCUUGGACAGCAGCAGCGUUUCCCCCCAUGUUCCCCGUUCACAUCAGUGAGUACUCUGGCGCUGACGCUCGAUGAAUUUGGGUUAUGAGGAUUUUUGUUGGCAUGAAAAAGCAGUUAAAGUGUUUUUCCCUCUAAAAUGUUGAUAAAGUGAGUUUCUGUGGAUUUACCUUGUUACAUUUUUAUGAGGCUUUGUUGCUCUGUGGCAGGGUGUUUAACAAGCAGAACACCUCGCCUCGCUGUGACAGCCGCUGUCUGAAAAUGGGUUUUGGUCCGGAGUCAGCAGCACUCGGGUGCUGAGGCUGCUGUGAUCCUCGCCACGGUCACAUGAGGAGCAAUUUGCACAAUAAACCGAAGCGCCUGACUGUAACAGGUGGAUGAAUAAACCAGCUUCAUUUACCAAAUGAAGCUGGUUUAUUGUUACAACCUGAACCUUUUCACACAGAGGCUCACUGAUGCAUUCAUAAACAGCUGCAGGGAUGGUUCAGAGGACUACAGUGAAAAACCUGCGACAUCUCAGAGCAGGAGAAGUAAAAACUAGGGAUAACGGUAAUAUUAUCUCAUUUAAAAUAACACAAAUUAAUCAAACCUUCUGUAUUUUUGCACUGCAGAACUUUUGGUUGGUUUUUUGUUCUAAAAACAAUGAUGGAUGAAACUCUGGAUGAACCAAAAUCCAUGUUACAGCUAGCGUGGAAGUUAACGUUAGUCAGACUCUGAGUACAGUGACCCACAUCCGACCCACACUUGACCAGAUGGGAGAAUCUCUGAAAUUGAUUCUGUAUUGUAGGGCUGAAACGAUUCCUCGAAUACCUCGAGUACCUCCAUUAUAAAUAAUGAUCGAGGAAUUUUCUCUGCCUCAAGUACUCGUUUAUAAGCUCAAAUCAUCACUGUUUCACACGGAUUCCUUUGAAGGUGACACAAUGUGCUUACGUCACCACGGUAGGAGGAGUAAGUGCUGUUAAGGUUUUGCAGAGCAAAAAAAAUAAAUGAUGAGAGGAACUUUUCUUGCAGUGUUGCCAAUUUAGCAACUUUUCAGACCCCCCUGGCGAAUUAUUUUCAAAAAACGCCUAGCUACAAAUCUAGCAACUUUUUCUGGAGUUUUGAGGCUAUAACAUGAAAGCAGGUAUCAUUAUGACUCUUCUAAAACACAGACAUAGACAGACACUCCAAAGAAAGACACAUCUCCGAUGCAACGCGAUGAUGUCAUCUAGCGACUUCUAGCUACUUUUACGACAGCCACUAGCGACUUUCCUUACUGAAGAGUUGGCAACACUGUUUCCUUGUGCAGAGCUCCAGUAGCUCAUUAGCACUUAGCCUCUGAGUCGUGGGUGGAGACAGCGCUGCUCUGCACACUUCUCUUCACACUAGCUUGUAGCCUAACGUUGCUAGUGUCGUAGCAGAAGCAGGUCACAUCGGAGCUGUUCAGCUCUCGGACACUAAUGUCUUUAGAGGCAUGAUGAAAGUUAACAUCAUAAUUAGCUUUCUUACGAGCAUCGCAAUCCGCUAGCGCACACGCUUGUUCCGCGAUUGUCCUCUAUUUCUCCGAGUCUGGCCUUCAUAGGAAAGCCUUCAUAGGGUAUAGGAAAUCUAACUUUAUGUGAGUCUGCCGUUUGGGUCCAAUUACUCGAGUAAUCAAUGGAAUAUUCGAUAGAAUACUCGAUUACUUAAAUAUUCAAUAGCUGCAGCUCUACUGUAUUGUUAAUUCCUAAUAUUGCUGCUUUUAAUGGCAUUAAAUAAGCACUGAUCUGUUUGUCUUGGCUAAGUAUCACCUUGACAAAAUAAACAAGGUUUUGUUUGUUUAAGCUUAUGUAUUUAUUCAGUUCACUAUUUAUUGAUUCACUCGUAUACCAUUAAAAAAAAAAAUAAAAAUUCUCACUGUUCUCAGGUCAAAUAUUUAUAUGCGAUCAAAAUGCGAUUAACUGUGAUUAAUUGAUAACAAAGCCUCUGAUUAAUUAGAUUAAUUUGUUUAAUCGAGUUCCAGCCCUAGUAAAAACACUCCUAUCCUUGCUUAUGCUUUUGUAUGAUAUUCAGCCUUAAACUGACUUGUUUGAGUUGAUGAAGGGCAAAUUGAGUACAAUUUUUGAAGACAAUGCAAGCCAAACAUGAGGACUUGUCCAAGUCAUGUCAGCAGUGAGGAGUGUAGAAGAUCAGGGUGUAUUUAAAACCAGCUCAAUAAAGAAGAUAUUUGUGAUACUGCUCUUUUAUCCUCACUUGUCACUGUGCAUUUUAACACACAUCACAGUGCAUCUCAUUAUUGAAUCCUGAUUUCUGUAACACAAACCCCUAGACAUACCUGAGCUCCAACAGUGAUAGACUUUGAUGAUUCAGCCCAAAUGCACCUCAUUAAAUGCUAAAGUCAGGGUCAACUUACAGAAUAAGAAGUGAAAAUUCAAAGCACAUAUGAGUCAGUAUGUCUAACCUUCUGUAUGCAGUCAUGUAAAGUCUCCUCAGUGUAGCCUUUAGAUCUGAAUCCAGUGUAGAGAUCAGCAUCCUGUUCUUCUGUUUUAUAGGCGUUAUAGUAUGAUUUGUCUCCAGCCUCUUGCUCUGUAGCUCUCUGUCGUUUUUGUAACAGCUUGAUCUGUAGAAAUGUGUUUGUACAGAUUGGAUAUGAAUCUACUGGCUAAUAUUUGCAUUUGUUGUGUUCAUGUAUCUGAAGGAAGUUUAAGUUUACAGUAGGGCCCUGUUUGGUUUUUGGUGUUUCAGAGUCUAACAGAGGUCUCCUGCUAAUUUGAAUCCUGUGUAAACACUGCUUUACACCCCAAAAGAACAACAAAACACUUUUAUCCCUCUCUUAUGGAAUCUGUUUUUUUCUGCAGCAUCUAUUUCUACAGAUUGUAUUUUCAUAAUACAUAAUAAUAUGAUAGUAUUUUCAUUUUCAUUUCCUGGUUCCCUAUUGUUCCCUGUAGUCCAGUCUUGUGAGUUUUCAGUUUAUGUUUGACCCUGUUUCUCUCCUGUUCUCAGUGUUUUGUUCUUUAAAUCAGUUUUCGGUGUUUAUUUCCUGUUUUAUUUUGUAGUAGUUGAUUCCUUGUGUUUCUAGUCUGGUUUUACUUCCUUAGUUUUCCCUCCUUCGUUAAUCACUCAUGAGUUUCACCUGUGUCUCUUCUGCCACACCUGUUGCUCAUUGGAGCUCGUUACCCUGUGUGUAUAUAGUCCCUGUCUUCCCCUGUUAAAUGACUUGUAAUGAUAUAUUUGUUUGUCUGUUGUGCUUUCUGUGUUGUUCUCACGUCUGUUUUUUAACUGGUUCAUGUUUGACCACCUUAGAAUGGUCCAUUUUGGGAGGAAAGUUUGGGUACUCUGCUUUUGGCUCACUUUAACAUGAGUCUGUCUCUAAGCUGUGUAGCUGCAGUUAUAAAUUCCUCAAGGGUGCUUUCAAACCUGACCUUUCAGAUCUGCUUGUAAACUUUUGAAGUGCCACUGUAAUUAAGAUGUUUUAUACCCUUGGAUCAAGCACAUGUCUGUUUGCAGAUGAUUUUUUUUCUAAUUUUCAUAGAGUCCGUGCCUAAUCCAACCGAGCCAUCGAUCCGCUGUGAGCCCCACAUAUCUUUGUCUGUUUCCUUCGUCUAAAUGCGGCACAUUGGAGGCAGAUUAAAGGGUCAUUUUUCUGCCUCACUGGCUAAUUAACAGUUUUAAUUGCUCCCGAUCAGGGGAAUUAGCGGCCGGCCCUCCGUUGUGUACUCUCAGUGUUUCCGCCGCCAUUGUUCCACAUCCUCCAGUUUCCGUCUUAGUGACAACACAGAAGUCAAUUAGGUUUGAAGAGAGCGGAGGAGCCGUCUUUGUUCUACCUGGGUAUUAGAGCUGACAUGAACAAAGGUACUUAAAGCUUCCUCUCAGACUUAUGUGGAUCUUUAGACUCAUUGAACGUCUGUUUGCUUUAUUCUCACUGAAGAGCUGCUUCCCAGCAUAAACUUAAAGCUGCGUUUCACUCAGUAAUGAAUUCACUUUGCGCCGCACUUGAUAAAAACAAAGACCAAACAAAGAUGCAUUUAAAUUCAGGUUAUACCUCCGUUUGCUAAAGAUUUCUGUCAUUAAUUAAGAAACAAACACGCAGGGUGCCCACGUAGUCCUGCAGCAGGUACGCCAUGUAACAAAGAACAUGCAAAAAAUAAACCUCAGAGGAUGACGUGCAAAUGGAGAUGACUCGAUAAUCGGUUUCGUCUGCUUGUAACUAUUUUAAUUGUUGCAGUGACUCAACAGGAAAACACACGUCUAGUUUAAUAGAAUGAUGAUGACUAAGAUUUCACAAUACAAAUCUUUGACAUGCAAUUAACCUGUAAAAUUACUCUGAAGAGACUGACAGAGGCUGGAAAUAGAGAGAAAGCUUCUGUUCGUUUGUCUUUUUGCAGACUAUACACCACCAGCUUUCAGCCUUUCCUGCAGUUUAGAGUCCACACGUCUGUACUGGUUUCUGGUUUCUCAUUGAGUGUUUUUGACCACUUUAUGAAGACGCAACCUAGAGACAAAUGUACCUCCAAUUUUUAGAUCAAAAUACUGACAAACAUCACCGCACCGUGAAACAAAGAAAACAUUUACUUUCAUUUCCUGAGGCUAUAUUACUGAUUUAUUCUGUUAGCAAGGAUUUUUUUUCAACAUCCUCAUAAAGGAACUGUGUUUAUUUGUUAAUAUUGGACCAUCUGCUCAGUGCUACAAAUUUACUUCUGGUGUUGGUAUUACCAUAAACCGGGAGUCUUAUUAUCCUGACACAGAUUCACAAACUCACCGCAGAACAUCUGCCCAAGGAUCCAAACUCAUUGGUCUCAUUGUACAGGGAGCAAAGACUUUAUAGAGAAUGGACACCGUCUGCCUCCUUGCUGAGUGAAGCCACCCUGAGAACAGCACCCUCUGGUGACGGGCUGCAGUAUAGGUCAUAAAUCCUGCUGCCUCCAGCAAUCCCUAUUGAGUUGUGGACAAACAUUUGAAAUUAAUUUCAUAAAAUAUAAAUGUUUCUUCCCCCCUGGUUGUGAUGUUGACGUAGUUACUGUAAGACUGCUUUGUGCUCAAGUCCUCUUUUUUAGUGUAGCUCCAUUUUUAAGAGUUAUUCAGGGGUUUGUUUUUUUCUAUGAUUGACACUCGAUACAACCUAUGGGCAUACUAAGACUGCGUAGCUCACCCGGGGAUAUGCUAUGAUUUAGCCUCCUUGUCUCAUACUUUGCUUGUGUAAUUGUGUCCAUUUCUAGUCCUUAAACACCGGGAACGACGCAAAUAUACGACGCGAGAUUCCGAAAUAUUUGGAGGCAAAUUUUGACACGCCUGACUAUACAUAUCAAGCGCAAUGCAAUUCUGCAACUUUCUGGGGGAAAAAAGACACGUCCCGGGUGGAAGCGAGAAGACUGACACAACAGCAGACUGACUGUUUUUCAGUUCUGAUUAGACACUAGUGUUGAGAUGUCUGUCUGUCAUGAUAGCAUGUACUGAGUCAGGGCCGGUACCAGAUAAGCACAUUAAACUAUAAUCCAUAAAUGUAAGGUAACAACCGAGACCUAAUGGUGCUGUGACAGCAACGCGAUUGAGUUUGAGACAGUGAAAAUACAUAUGGUAUGUUGUAUCUGAACAGGUUAGCUUACGAGCUAAAGUUACUUAGCACAGAUGAAAGUUAAAACAAAGACGUUUAGCAAACUGUUAAACCACACAAACCGUCAUCAUAUGUGAAAUCAGAUGCUAUGACUCUCCACAAGUUGUCCUUCAGGUCAUUAUCUUUGUAAUGUUUGUGCACUCUGUUCUCCGACACGUAAACAAUCGGUGAAUCUGACGUCACAACAACACAGAAUCUGAUCAGAAGUGGACACACAGUAUGCAAAACUUUAGAAAAAUCGACCAUGAUCUGAAAAAAUAAAUGCCGCACUAUCGCAGGACUGGAAAACAUUGCUGAUGUGAACGCUUGUAUUCUUGUAUUGACAGGAUACGUGUUCGAGAAAAAAUAUUGACGUCCAAAAUAAUCGCCUUAAGGACCUUAAUGUGAGCGCUUCUGCUGGAGGCCCUGCGGUGCAGCCUGUGUCUUGACCAUGGUUAGAUAAAUGUUUUUUGUCUUUUUUUGUUUUAGUAUUUUCUUUGUGCUUGUUAUCAUGAUUAAAUUUGAAGUUUCAUCUGUCUUUAAAACCCUGAGUUGGUGCAAGUUUAUUCGCAUCAGGUCUGAGUCUGAAACAGCUGCAAUUUUAUUUUAUUUUUUUCUGACAAAACACCAGUCAUCUCAUCUGGUCUGACAAUCAAAAUGUUUGAUUUAAUCCAAAAGAUUCACAUCCCUGAUGUGUUAUUUCGUGAUAUUUUCUUGCCAAAUUUGAGUUAAAUCAAUUCAGACCUACAUUUGAUGAAUAUUUCAGUCGGUGUCAUUACCUGAUGUAAACUGUCAUCUGCUGCAUUAUAAGCAGUUGGGCCCAAAUGUGUUUCUUCACUCUGAGGACACUUUUGCGGAUAUUGAAUGAGGGAUUUAAAUGAAGAGGUUGCAGUGGGGAAUUAGCCAAAUUCAGCAGAAAAUAACAGGAAGAAGGAAAGAAAGAAAGCCAAGAUAACCUGCAAAUUCAGCACUAAGUUUUAGAAACUGCUGCAAACCUUUUAGGGCCUUUUUUAGUCUUUGUGAGGAUGUUUGAGAAUCACUGCCAUGCAUCAUGCUGUCUAUACCUCUGCACAGUAUAUUCUUCUACAUAUUUCUUCUUCUUCAUUUCUUGACAGCCAGCUGAACUCUGUAACCGAACACUUUGUGCAUGAAUACCAUUUAUGCUUUUUAUUCCUCUGCGUUUUAUUCAUAAGUCUCUUAACAGAAUCCGUCUCUAUUUGAUGAAAAUGGCUCUUUUGGAUCCGCUAAUUCACUCCUCUUCAGAGCGAGUCAGAGUCAAGGACACUUCACUUACCUCCUAAGCAACCAAACAUGUUUUUGUUCAGGGAUUGGUCUUCCUGUGCUUUCAGCUCUGUGAACAGGUAAUAAAACAGACACACUGACUUCAGCAGCUUGUGUUCCCACUGCUGUUGGAGCUGACUGAGACCUGUGGGUUGAAAGUUAGACUGGUUUGACCCAGAUUGAAUAGUUACAUUUCUGAACAAGUGUUUUUUUUUAUUUUUUUUUUUGUCCAGUAAAUUUACUCUCAGGAUCCUCAAAUGUGAUCUAUAACUCAUAGCCUUUGCUGUGUGCAUCACUGAAAUAAUACAAGAGUCUUUGGUUGUUAUUUUAACAGAUUUUAGCUCAAAAUGACCUGCAUUAAUGUCAGUUCAUCCCAGACAUUCAUUCUUCCAAUGCUAGAUUAAAAAUUGGACUGCAUGCAAAUAAAAUAUGUAGGGACGUACCAAUCCAAUAUCAGAUAUCUGUCCGAUUUAAAAAAAAAAAAGAAAAAAAAUUCAGAUUAUAUUGGCCUGCAUCUGAAGUCUGUAGGCCAUAUGGCAGUAUUUUUCAUCUAAUUCCGAAAAAGACGUUGUAGCUGAGGGCAAAACUAGUCAUGCACAAGUUUGUGCUAAUAUUGGAUACCGUAUUUUUCGUACAAUAAAGCGCACUUAAAAUCCUUUAAUUUUCUCAAAAAUCCUCAGUGCGCCUUAUAAUCAGGUGCGCCUUAUGUAUGAAUUCUGGUUAAGCCUACUGACGUCGAACCGAUUUUAUGUGGUACACAGCGCUCAGAAAUCUGUCAAAAUGUUUGAUUACGACUUUGGUAAGCUACAAAACCGCACAGCCUGACGGCUUGUCGGAGCACUGCAGCUACCGUAGCCUCGCAGAGUUACUAAAUGAGUUAAAGAAGUUUGACUUAUCUGACUGUUUUGUUUGGUUUAACAUGCUUUAUAAUCUGGUGUGCCUUAUAGUUUGAAAAUAGACGCGAAUAGACACGUUCAUUGAUGGUGCGCCUUAUAGUGCGAAAAAUCGGUAUCGGUAUCGGCUAGUACUGAGGGCUACUAUGUCGAUAUUGUAUUGGAAGUAAAAAAGUUGUAUUGGGACACCCCUAAAAAUAGGACCAUGUUAGUUUGUAGUAAUUGUGCAGAAGAACUAAAGCUACUGUUUAGUUCAGGUCGUGCAAAUGUUUGGACAUGUUUGAAUUUCGCAGUUUUAUCAGUCAUGGUCUUUUUCAGCGCAAACACAAAAGCCAGUCAUAUGGGGUUAAACGCUUGUGGGUGGUGCCUCCUCCUCUGCUGCCCCUUACGUUGAAGGCAAGCCAUCAGGUGGACCAAUGAGUAGAUAAGAUUAGAUAAAACUUGAUUGGUAUUUUUUGGAGGGUUGAAAAUUUGUUGCCGUUAGUAUGACAGUUGCUUCUACAUGCAGUCCUAUUUUGGUGUCGAUCCUGGAAUACCCCCACACAGCACUCCUUGGAUGAUUCAGUGCUGCUUUGCUUCACCACAACCUCCAUUUUUGUAGGAUAACAUUACUAUUUUAGUUUCCUGAGGUCAACAGUGUCAUUCAGUGGUCAGGUUACGAUGAGAGUGCCCUUUUUUUGGAUCAUACAGAAAGCAACCUCAUGUGUCCUGAUUUAUUGGGAGACUGUAUCAUAAUAUUCCAUUAAAGUUGCUCAUAAGCGCUACCCAAUAGCAGCAACUAGGUACUACUUGAAAAUAUUAUUGUAUAUUAUAUAUUAUUGUGUUUCCCUGUUGACUCAACAGGUAUAAUAUAUGGUCUAAAAAUGUCAUGUUAGUUUUCAAAUAUCAAAACCAACUUUUUUCAUCAUGAUCUAACGGCAGCACUGUUGUUUGUCUGCAGCUGACUCAUACCUGUAGAUUGACAUUAUUGCAGAUACAUUCUGACUCUUCCAAAUGAAGGUAUCUGUAUGAGUAAAUAUUAAUGUCUCUGCCUGUUUGCAGCUCUGGCUCUUGUUGAUUAGUUGGUAUUAACUCCCCCUCGCCCUCCCCUCUUCCUGUCUGCCCUCUCCUCUCUCUGAUUAUCGGAAACUGAAAAAUGAUUAACCUCCUGCUGCAGGUUCAGACGUAUCAAUUUACCGCAGCUGUUUCAAUGUCCUUGUCAAACAUGUGCAGGAAUAAGGAGCUCAAACCACAAUAAGCACCAAUGUUUUUCCAUGUUUCCUCUCAGCGUGGCAUACCGCGGUUACACAGUUCUUCCUCAUUUGUCUCAAAGACUUAAAUAGUCAUGAUUCACUGCAGCAGCAGCAGCGUGUUUGAACACAGAUUUCACUCCGAGGGAUGGUUUUCUCUGACUUUGAAGAGGAUAAAAAGUUUCCUCCCUGCUGCGAAACCCACAAGUCGCUGGAAUAAUCUCCUAUCUUUGGUAUUUCAUGCAGUGAUCCUCAUUGUAUAAGAUUAUCCAGAGUGAGAUUUCACAAAGAACUUGACAACAUUACAGAACACCUGCUGUUCCAGCAAAGAUCUUGAGCUUAGGCUGGCCACAAGUUCAGUUUUACCCACAGUACAUCAGUCCAUGUCAGCUGACAGCUCAGCUGAUUUCCAUCAAUAAAAGCAGCUGUCAGAUAUAAAAAUGUUGGUUCUAGUUGAACAGUUUUAGCCUGUCUGCUCUUUGCUGCUGCUCUCCCUGUCGCCAACACCAGCUUUCCUUUUCAUGCUGUAUGAUUGAACCAGUGUCAUUUGGAUUGUCAUCAGUGAUAGAUAGAUAGAGAGAGAGAGAGAGAGAGAGAGAGAGAGAGAGAUAAAUAGAUAGAUAGAUAGAUCAGUGUUUUCCCUAGAAUUUUUGUGUUUUGGUAAUCGUUGUUACCCCCACUUUCUUGCCACUCCAGGAGCUACGCUGUUACAUUCACAUUACGUUACCCGCGAUACUCGCAAUAUAGACCGUGUAUAAGCUUAAACGUUACCCUUCACGUUAGUGGAGGAGGGUCCGACAGGAUUUGAUGCGCUCGUUGAUGACUCAUAACAAGUCGAAAAUAACGGCGUGUGUUGUUGGGCUCACACAGCGCGAGUAGAACUCAGUAGUGCCGCAUUGAUAAUAAUGCUACUAAUGCUAUUAAUGCUACUUGCUAUACAGAGCAUGUUUAAGCUUGAACGUUACCUUUCACGUUGAAGGAAGAGGGUCCGACAGGAUUUGAUGCGCUCAUUGAUGACUCAGAAUAAGUUGGAAAUGUGCGUUGUUGUGCUCACACAGUGUGAGUACAUGCUAUGUGAGAUAAAAACUAAUUUUUUUAGCCGUGGCGGUGCGCCAGGAUCAAUUGCAUGUAGGGGGAAACCCUGGAGAUACUUAUAGAUCCCAGAGGGAAAUUCAAAGUUGGGAGUUGGUGGAAAAGGGGACCUGACCUGCCAAGGCCCGAGAAAGGAGAGGGGUACAUGAAAAUCCUUUUUUUUUUUCUUUGUUAUUUUUGUAUUUAUUUAUUUUUUUGUGAUGUUUUUAUUUCAAAUGAAUUGGGCCCUCCAAUUAAUUGGUGUCAAAAUGUAUUUCAAAAUAUAUUGAUAACAUUAAAUGAGAGAAUUAGAUUUAUCUCACAGUCCUCCCAAGAUAUUGGACAUACUGGGCGCCCCCUCUUGGAGGCGCAAAACGGUUUUGUCUGACAGCGACAGGCGAUAAGUGUAACAUCAGUGUGUAUUUAAACACAAGCACGCCAAAUGCAUCAAUUCAGGUAGUGAAUGAAAGAACUGCUCAUCAAUUCAAUCAAUCAAAUCAUCAAUCAAUUAAAACCCUAUUUAUGCUUUUAUAUUGUAGAUAAAUACCCCUUUUUCUUUUUUUUUUCUUUUUUUUUGCCCACGCGCCUUGUGCAUUGGCAUGGAUGGGGACCCACUGACAUUGAGAGUGUACAGAGCCCAGAAUUUGGUGCUACGCCCCUGAUUGCCACGAAUGCCAGCUCUGGAGAAAUGUGAGAUUGAGCAAAAUUAUCGUCUUCCCUGAUAGGCAGUUCAGCCAGCUUGGAAAAGUUGGAGUCCCCCCCGCAGCUCGUGCGCAGUCCAGGAUGUGUUUACCGAGCCAGGUUUCAGUAAAACACGGGGUGGCUGUGCGGCUCACAAGUCCAGAUAUAUAACAAUGCAGAGCUCGCUACAUGAAACUUAUGAAGUGGUCCUGACUGCAGAUACUUCUGAUUUUUUUUUUUGUUAGUUGUAACUGUUUUCAACUGAGCAUCACAAAAACAUUAGCUUGGAUGGUCCUCCACAGUCCAGGUGUGUUUUGGAACCGUGUCCAACCUCAGCACAGAUCAGGUCCUCCAAAGAGCAGCAGCCGAAGAUAUUGAAGUAUAAACAAAGCAGAUGAAGAGGGGCUUCGGGGGCAGCGCUCUCCAAAUCGUGGAUUAAAUGGAUAUUUCAGUGCAGAGUUGAACUCCUCUAAGGAAUAUCAUCAGACUGAAAAUAGAAAGCGGCUGGUGUGUUUCUCCUGUGUUUGUUGAAGGUGUCAGCUCUGUGAAAUCCUGUAGACCUAAUAGGCUUAAAGGAUAAUAUCACUUUGUUUCUCCUCUCUUCUGUCCUUGCUCAGUGUCUGGUGUUUGAAGAUGCUCCAAACGGUGUGAAGGCUGCGCUGGCGGCCGGGAUGCAGGUGGUUAUGAUUCCGGAUGACAACAUGAACCCGAGCCUGACCCGGGAGGCCACGCUGAGACUGCGGAGCAUGGAGGAGUUCCAACCGCAGCUCUUUGGACUCCCAGAGUUCAGCUGAAGCAGGAACCGAAUCUUCAAAUGAGAGUGAAAUACAAUCUUUGUGUCAAAAUUCAGCGUUUGUUUCUAGUCUUUCGGUUCUCUGAUACACUGGGGUCUUUUUGUUGAAAUCAAUCACCAGAUUCAUAUUUUCUUGCAGGUUUAUGUUUCCAAUUAGAUAGUGAUGUUGAUAUUUUUGAUCCUGGGCUGUAUUUUUACAUAUUUUUGGGUCCUGAUAGCUUUCAGCAUUGACAUAUGCUUUGUCGCAACCUGAUCCGUCUCGGAAACCCGAUUUGUACCGCGCAUGUGCGAAAUGUACGUCACUUCCUCUACUGGCCAUCUUUGCGACAGCUCAGCAAGCUUUUGCCCCUUGCGGUUUACGAUGGCUUCAGCAUCAAUGUGAGCUUGCUUGCUUCAGUCAGAAUGGAUGCUUCAUUUUAUCACCAGCUACAUGCUUUCUCCUGAGCAGAGUGCUUUCCCUGGCUGAAGCAAAAAGUCAAGAGUAUGGCGCCCAGUUUAACGAUUAAAGGUUCCUACUACUUGUAAAAUUGCAACGUAGUUAUAAAAGGCUUGAAUGAAAGUGAAUAUUUCAAUUGUUGAAAUUGAAACUCUGUAUAAAAACGCUGAAAUUCAUUCUCCAUAAUGUUUAGGCUUCCUGUUAAUUAGUUUAAUUUAUAAAAUAAAUGAAAUUAAUCCCCCCUUGAUACUUUGAAAAGUCAGAAAACAAUAAUUUUGACCAGUUGAUGGCGCUCUCCGUGGCCCAUAAGUUCUCACUGUGCUGGGCAGGAGCUCAGGGGAAUGCCUCAGCAUUAGCCCUGGAGCCUGCAGCUAGCAAGCCUGCCAAUGGCUAGAUGGUUUCUGAAACCGAUUGGUAGUUUAAAUUAAGUUUUUAAGGUGAGGUAAAUUUGCGCUUAGGAUUGGGUAGGUAGCAAUAGUAACGACUAACUGCUGUAAAAUGCAUCGAAAUACGAGGAGAGGAAGUGAUGCACGUUUCGCACAUGCACAGUACAUAUCAGGUUUCUGGGAUGGAUCAGGUAGCGACAAGCUUUAAUGGCUGCGAUGCAAACCUAUAAAUUCUUUUGUGAUGAAGUCAGUAAAAAUCUGUCUAAAACACACAGUGUCGGAUUUAAAUGAGCAUGGACUAAUGAACUUAUACAUGGCUUUCUUUUUGUCUUCAUUUAAAGGUCCUUUCACACCGGGACCAUUUUUUACAUGUGAUUAUUUCGGACGUCAACUUUUUUUUUUGAACCCGUGAAUCCUGUCAAUACAAGCGUUCACAUCAGCGACGUUUUCCCGUGCAAUAUGCGGCAUUUAUUUUUUUGGAUCAUGGUCGAUUUUUCCAAAGUUUCGCAUACUGUGUGUCCACUUCUGACCAAUCAGAUUUUGUGUUGUUACAACGUCAGAUUCACUGGUUUAUCCAACAUGGCCGACCGGCUGAUUGUUUACGUGUCGGAGAACAGAGUGCUUUUAGAUAAGAGAUUCAAACAUUACAAAGAUAACGACCUGAAGGACAACUUGUGGAGAGCCAUAGUGUCGGAUUUCUCAUAUGACGAUGGUUUGUGUUCUUUACAGUUUGCUAAACGUCUUUGUUUUAACUUUCAUCUGUGCUAAGUAACUUUAGCUCGUAAGCUAACCUGUUCAGAUACAACAUACCAUAUGUAUUUUCACUGUGUCAAACUCAAUCGCGUUACUGUCACAGCACCAAUAGGUCUCGGUUGUUACCUUACGUUUAUGGAUUAUAGUUUAAUGUGUUUAUCUGACUCAGUACAUGCUAUCAUGACAGACAGACAUCUCAACACUAGUGUCUAAUCAGAGCUGAAAACAGUCAGUCUGCUGUUGUGUCAGUCUUCUCGCUUCCACCCGGGACACGUCUUUUUUCCCCCCAGAAAGUCGCAAAAUUGCAUUGCUAUUGAUGUGUAUAGUCAGGCAUAUCAAAAUUCUUCUCCGAAUAUUUCGUCAUUUUGCGUCAUAUAUUUGCGUCGCUCCUGGUGUGUAAGGACCUUAACUCAUAUAUGUGCAAGUUUUACUACUGCAGGCUGCAGAAACUUCCUGUGCCUACUACACCUUUUUUCUGACAGAUUUUGUUGACACUAUCAUGGUCAGUUUCAAUCUACAAAUGCAGCUUUCAACAUUUAGACCCCAAAAUAUGUAAAAACAGACCCAGUUACAGUCUAAGAUCAUAUAAGAACAAGACUUAAAAGUUCAUUUAUUUUUGCUUGAAAGAGACCAGAACCGCUCAGAGGGUUGGAGCUCGUACUCCACCGUCCUUGUUCGUACUUUGUGCCGGGGUGGUCUUAUUGAAAUGCCAAAGUCACUCCACCCUCUCGGUGUAAUCCGGUAAAGAGGCUGAGAGUUCCCCUCACCCUUUUAUCUCUGCUCAUGACGACUCACCUGUCCCUCCCACAUCGUCCGCCCUCGUUCUCCUGCUAUGCAGGCUUUAAGAUGAGGACGCAGGUGGAGCUCUGAAAACAGGAUUUAAGUGCACUCACAUUCAUGUUUAAACCAUGUUUCUGUGGCCUCUCAUCGUCAUCAUCAGAAGGAGAAGGACUUCCUUUUUUAGUGACUUCUCAUCACUCUGAGUGGUUCCUCUCUUUACACUUCACAUACGCCUUUAUUUCAAUCUCUUUUAUCAAUCACAGGAUGCAUAGAAAGAAAACCUAAUCAGACCUGACUUCUUUUUCUGCUCAGUUAAUGUUUUAUAAAUGUAUUAAAGACAUCUAUAAAACAACUCAAAGCAGAAA
Messenger RNA from Xyrichtys novacula (pearly razorfish), 55440 nucleotides. The record is from the annotation of a GenBank genome assembly. Lineage: Eukaryota; Metazoa; Chordata; Actinopteri; Labriformes; Labridae.